Pelobates cultripes (western spadefoot toad) is the source of this 63197-nucleotide messenger RNA. The record is from the annotation of a GenBank genome assembly. Lineage: Eukaryota; Metazoa; Chordata; Amphibia; Anura; Pelobatidae.
AUGGGAUUCACGGAUCGGCGAUGCUGUUACAGUGACAUUCUCUUCCGAACCGUAUGUGUUCGUUUCUGUGUUAGUUUAAGAAUGCUGGUGUAUUUUAUACUAUUACCCGAGUAUGCAUUCGGAAUGUUAUUUUUAGUUUAUUAAGAGAAACUUUAUUGUGUAGCGGGAAUCCUCAAAAGUUGUAUUUCAAAUGAAUACCAUCAAUAAAUUAUAGGUUUACCUAUCGUUCAGUGAGGGUUUACAAUGGAUAAUCAGCUUUCCAAUUAAAAUGGGAAUGAUAGUGCAUAUUCAGCGCCGUUGUUCGGGCUGCAUUGCUUUCAUGCAUUAAUGCAAGGAUGUCCAUUAAAAGUGAUUCAUAAUUAUAUCCUUUUAGGCAGCUUUGAUUUUAUGCGGAAAUAUACUUCGCAUUGAGUGAUGUCUGUUACAGUUACUCCUGGCACUACUGCUGUGUUGUAACAUAGAUUUCUCUGAAAGAUUGUACAAGGUUUUUCACUAAACUGUACAUGUUUGUAAAGCAAAAUACAUUUUAAAUUUAAUGCCAAAGUAUGCAAAUUGGAAGCAUGUUUAAUUGGGAGAAUUUUUACAGUAAAUCUAUUAUGACAAAUUUUAAAGUUCACUUUGAAAUCCUGACAGUUCUCAUUUUAGUGCAUAUCCUAUGUUGGACUUUAUUCAUUAAAGGGAUACUAUAGUCUUAGGAAUACAAAUCUGUAUUCCUAACACUAAAGAGCCCUCCGUUCCCCGCCUCACCUGCCCUAUCCUUACCAUUUAAAGGAUUUAAAACUCUUUAGCCACUUACUCGAUUCCAGCGCCAAUGUCAUCAGAUGCGGGAAGGUGUGCAUGCGCGGCGAGUAACGCAAACACUAGAGGCAAUCAUAGUCCUGCAAUGUAAUUACUGCAAUUGCUAAAAAAACUGGAAUGAUUUACAAUGCAGGACUAAGUGGAACUGGGACACUGCACCCAGACCACGUCAAUGAGAUGUGCAAAAAUUAGGCCACAGAUUUGGAAAAUUUAAAAGUUCAGUGUUAAAUGAAUAAAGGUGUUAAUUAACUUAAAGGGACAUAAACACAACACAACAGCUGUAGUAGUAGGUGCAGGUCAACUUUGGCACAUCAGCUUUUGUCAUCCCAGAUUGUCAGUGUCUGCCUAUGUGUGAUGGUAGCUGUGCUCAUCAGCAUCCAAUGCAGGAAGAUCUGUGGAAUUCAAUUCCUGCCAUGCUUAGGUUUGAUGGAAGUGGUGGUCCCUGUUUAAAAAUUAAAAUAAAAAAUACUGCUUGUUUCUGAUAAAUAUGUAAAUCAGUUUGAAAUAGUUAUUAGAAAAUGUUAAUAACUACAACUUAAUUAAGAAGUAUUGGUGAAUAUAUUAUACUCCUGCAAUCUAACAAUUAGCAGCCCUCCCCACCCUCUUCCCAGCGUACAUAGUUACCCUCAGCGACAAUCCCUAUCGGGGGCACUAUCUGAAAACUCGAUCACAUGACCAGAUCAGCAGUUUAAAGCACCUCAUGUAGGUGUACUGACUCAGUUGUCAGGCAGAUCCCCUUAACAUGUAGUAAUAAUGGAAAAAAAACAACAAAAAAACACAAUUAAAGGAACACUAUAGUGACAGGAAUUCCUGUCAAUAUAGUAUUAAAACAGCAGUUAAGGUCCCCGAACUCCCUUGGCACUCUUUAAAAAAAAAAAAAAAAGUAUACAUUUUACCUUUAUUCCAGCGCCGAGUGGGUCUUAUACAUCCCAGGGUAUUUCAAAAGGCAUAUUUUUAACCUUAAUGUGGGAUCAUGUUUUCGCUAGUUUGUUCCAGGUGUAAGGGUAAUUUUUUAAACUGUUUUUACUUUGUAAAACGUUUUUUAAACUUUUUUUUCCGCUUUUAAAAUUUUUAUAAACUUUUUUUUUCUUACUGUUCAACCCUAACUAGCCUAAGAGUAAAUUCCACAAUUUCCUGCUAACUCCUACCCACCCCAGCUAGGUAAAUAUAUCAUUAAAAUACUUAAUUAAAAAAAUUUAAUCCCUGAAGAUUAAAAAUAAAUAAAUAAAUUAACCCUCAGGGGUUAAAAAAAGUAAUAUAACCAUAAAAUACGGUGAUCUGUAUUUUGAUCACUGCAGUCUGUGAUCAAUUGGCAGGGAAGGGGUUAAUUUGAAAAAAGCAUGGUAAAGGGGGAGGGUGGGAUUUAAGUUUUUUUUUUUUAAACUUUUUUUUUACACAGGGAGAACAUCAGUAGCACUGAUCCGUCUCCCUGCACGUCACACUGAACACGGAAGCAGGGAGGCGGAUCAGGAGUCUCUGCAGCACAUGUGCACGCCCUGACAGGCUGUUGGAGCAGUCACAGCUGAGCACCGUUAACACUGCAAUUGUGGCGAUCUGGGGUUAACUUUAGUAAAUUAUGGAAAUUUUUCAUCAUACGUCCUUAACGGUAUGAAGGGGUACAAUUAGUAGGUUUUGUUUAGCCAGAACCUGAACAAUUGCCUCAGUCUCUAAGGGGCUAAUUUUGUUUUUGUUCAGCCUCCCUACGUAUCCUUUAUUCCUAGAGGGUUUAUUUUUUAAUUCUCCUCCCUUUGCCCACUCCCUGAGUCUCUCUCUAAAUUUCUCCCUCCUUCCAUCUUCUAGUUGAGAAAUUCGGUUCAAUCAAAUGCUUCUCUAUGAGAAAUUUGUAUUGCACCACUGGAGGUCCAAUAAUGGAUCUGGCAUGGAAAACCACGCAAGGAACUUCGCCUGGAACUGGAUUCCCCCCCCCUUUAACAGCUGAACGACAAUAUAAUCACUAAUGCCCAAUAAGGUCACACAGUACAGAGUGCUUUGUAAACACCAUUUGCUGUGUGAUUGCGGAAUGAGAGACAGAUCUGACCCAAAAAACAAAUGUGAGGGAGGCUGAACUUGAUGGAUGCAUGUCUCUUUUCAGCUAUGUAACGUUAAAGUCCACUCUGUAGGAUAUCAUGACAUUUAUUUAUAAAAUCUUUUAUGUCCUAAUGUCCCUUAUUUUAAUAGAUCUGGAGAAGUUAAUUUAAAGUAAACAUACUGUGCUGUAAGAUCUGAUUAAAAAUUAAACCUGUUUUUUCAAUGGAGACUGUGGGAGUCCCAGCCAGGAGGAGUUGUGGCUAGAUCUGCAUAAAUCGAUAAAAUGGUGAUUUAACUGCCUACAUGGCAGAGAAUAUAGCUGUGAAACUACAGAGGCAUUCCAUGUAUACCAAACCUGCUUAAAGGACCACUAUAGUGCCAGGAAAACAUACUUGUUUUCCUGGCACUAUAGUGCCUUGAGGGUGCCCCACCCUCAGGGUCCCACUCCCGCCGGGCUGGAUGGCAAGGAAAGGGGUUAAACUUACCUUUUUUCCAGCGCCGGGCGGGGAGCUCUCCUCCUCCUCUCCGCCUCUUCGGCUGAAUGUGCAUGCGCGGCAGGAGCUGCGCGCGCAUUUAGCCAGCCUCAUAGGAAAGCAUUCAUAAUACUUUCCUAUGGAUGCUUGAGAAGCACGCAAACGCCUCUAGCGGCUGUCAAUGAGACAGCCACUAGAGGCUUUAGAGGCUGGAUUAACCCAUUUAUAAACAUAGCAGUUUCUCUGAAACUAUGUUUAUUAAAAAAAAGGGUUAAUCCUAGAGGGACCUGGCACCCAGACCACUUCAUUAAGCUGAAGUGGUCUGGGUGCCUAGAGUGGUCCUUUAAUUAAGCUAAAAUUAAUUUGUUGCUCAGAUUUCCCCUUUUUAUGGAAAUUGUGAAUGCACUCUAACUCAUUUACCUGUGAAUAUCUUUGACCGAUAAGUUGUGCUUCCAACGUAUUUUUGUAUUUUUUUUUUUUUUUUUAUAUUCUAUCUCUCCAAAAAUGAUGAGAGCACUCAAUGGUUUUGUGAAGUGAAAUAAAAUGUAUUCACAAUUGCAAAUAAAAUACCAACGUUUUGGCCGACAAUGAUGAGUUUAAAAAAAAAAGAAAAGAGCAUUGGUGUGACAAUGGAUUGCCAAAGAUGCUUGACUGUUCCCUUCUUCACACAAUGCCAGGUUACAUUUUCUCUAAAAUAUUUCCAAAAGUCUUUUCAGACAGAUUGAAAGACCAAAGUGGAAUCCUUUAUGUGAGAGAAAUUGGUCACUGUCUUGUUGCUAAACAUUGUAGGUACCAAUUAGUGAAUAAGAGUGUCUUCUCUACCUGAAACUUGAAGGCUUGAUCAAUUGACUUUCUAUUUUAUGAAUAUAUCCUGCAAGAGUAAUAUAGUUUGUCAGAAUCUCUGUAUGCAUUCGUGGACUUUCUAGCCACAGCCAAGGCAAUUGUAAUGCAUUUAAAAUGUUCUUAACAAUAAGGGAAAAGAAACGGAAAGAAGAAAAGGGUAUUUAAUAUCAAGAUGCUAUUCCCUCCCUGAAAACUUCCCUCAAACCCUAAGAUUAAUCAAUCACAACAGGCCUCAAUAUCUCCCGUUUAAUUUCUAUUUUUUGAUGUUCGUGAAAUAUUGUAAAUGUUUUUUUUUUUUCCAUAUAUGAAAUAUAUUGAAAAUUUAAAAUGGAAAUUUUUUUAUGGAAAUAUUUUUUGAUAAAAAAUAUUUCCUAACAAGUGAGAGGACUGUUCCAGAAAAGACCAUCUUAGUGGAUUUAACCCCUUAAGGACACAACUUUUGGAAUAAAAGGGAAUCAUGAUGGAAUAUUUCUGUCAUGUGUCCUUAAGAGGUUAAGGACUGAGGCAGUUAUACAAGUUCAGAUCAAAACAAUAUUUGCUUGUGUGUGAAAAAAUGCAAAAAAUGCAAGCCUUGUAUUUGACUCUGAUUUUUUUUAAACAUCAUAAAACCUGUACAAAUCGGGUACUGUUAUACUCAAGAGACUUAGCUGAACAGAAAUAUUAGUGUUUCAAAACAGUAAAACGUAUCACGAUAUCGUCAGUGAAAGUGCCCUUCGUGUGUGAAAAAUGCAAAAAAAUGGCACUUUCACUCACAAUAUCAUCUUGGUGAUAUGUUUUACUGUUUUGAAAUACUAAUAUUUGUUUUCAACGAAGUCUCCUGAGUAAAAUUGUACCCCCACUGUCCCCCAAUGUACAGGUGUUAUGGUGUCUUGGAAAGUUACAGGGUUAAAGCGGCACUGUCAUGCCAAACUUGCCUUUCCUCAACCGCUUCCUCUUCUCUCCCUCUCUCAGGAUCUGUUCUCCUUUUCUUCCUAUCUGCUCUAGUUUUCUUUAAAACAUAAGUAGGGACUAUUUUUUUUUUCUCAUGUAUUUUUACUACGCUUGCCCAGCUUUGACCCAGGGGAGGAGCAAAGUCCGCUCCAUUUCCUGUAGUCAAAGCAAUUUUCCCACAAUACUCACCUCUUCCCCCUGUGUUCUCGUGCUGUUUCAUUCGGCAUUAGAAUGCUGGCGAAACUACCGAAUUUCAUCCUAACAGAAUGAGAAGAGUUUGUCCAUUCGUGUUAGGACGCAGUUCGGGACUUUUUGUUCGAAUUGGAAUUUCAUUUGAAUGAAUUAAACUCCGAUCCUAUUUGUGCCGCGAGUGUGUGUGUGUGUGUGUGUAUAUAUAUAUAUAUAUAUAUAUAUAUAUAUCUAUCCCCCGCGCAGUCACCAGUAAUUGGCUUUACCUAUGGAUGAUCUUGCAGGAUCAUCCAUAGACCUCAAUGCUGUACUCUAAAGGAGCUGCUGGAAAAAAGAUGGGUAACAAGGGACAGGUUCAGAUAUGUAAAACUCACUUUUAGCUCCCAGCCACCAGAUCCCUAGUGGCAAUGUCACCGUACAAAUUCUACAAAUUAUUAUAAUUGAAGUAAGAAUUGUGUUUCACAAUUUUAGAUUGAUGCUUUCAUGUUGGAAAACUACAAAUCAUAAUCACUAUCUACUGGAGGCUCCACUACAAACAAGUGAAAGAUACCAUGAUGAUGAACAAAGAUAAAAAUGAGAUGUCAGAGAGGAUCUUGAAUCUAACUCUGGAGAUCAUUUACCUGCUGACUGGAGAGGUGAGGACCCUGAUUGUCACUAUGUCAUAGUAACUGGUAUAAUCAUCACUGAGAUUGUACUGGUUUCUAAAUUCACUUCAGUAGAGACAGGUAUAAUCUUUUUUUUUUUUUUUCAUUUAUUUUAUUUUAAUUCAACACAUAUAAAAAAUAAUUUUCAUCUACAGUGAAAGUCACCAUUUUCUUCAUAAUACAUAUCAUAUAGAAAUAUUUAUAUUACACAAUUCUCAAUAAUCCAACUCAUUUCACUUUGAAAGAGAAAUGUUAUCACAGAGAUUGAACCUAUGUAACAUAAUAACAUCAACUGCCAAGUGAGCUGAAACUCUACUUAACAGAUCACCACCCUCUUAUAUCCAGGUGCAAUAUGCAAAAUUCUGUGUAGUCAACCCUGUAUCUUACUUAAACCUGAAACAUUUCUGUAUUGACUAACUUGGCAUCAUAUACCAUUACUACUACACAAGACAUAACUCACAUUGCAUUGCAUAAUCUCCUUUAGGUAAUUUCAGUGGACCCUCUAUUAUAUUACUUCCCAGUGUAAUAAACCAAGAGAAAUAAUCUAAACUCUCCAUCCAGGGAUUUAUGUAUCUAAACUCUCCAUUCUUUUUCUCCAGAAAUUACUGAUCUCUCUGAUUUUGUUUGACUAGUAUCAUAAGGCCUCCAUAAUUAAUUGAUACUGAACUUGUGAAUACAGUUGGGCCUGUGUAAAAUUAUCGCUGCUCUUCGAACUCCUAGCUAUUAUUAUUUUUACUGCCGCCACAAAGUGGACAUAUAUGAAUCUAUCUUUAAAAUGAAGUGAUUGUAGAUUUCGAUGGAACAAGCCAUUAUAAGGACCUAUAUGGAUACUUCUCUCUGUUAUGUAUUCCAGUGCCUCAAAGGCCAUAUACCACAACCUUUUCACCUUACCACAUUCCCACCAGAUAUGGCCAAAAGUCCCUUCCGUCUCACUACAUCUCCAACAGGUUGGAGAAUUGGAGGUAUACAUUUUAGUCAAUCUGGUGGGGUCCAAAUACCAGCGAUUCAUCAAUUUAAACAGUACCUCCAGAAUACUCAGACAGUGGAUAGCUUUACUAGUUUGUGUUAACACUUGAUCCCAUUCUGUCUUAAAAAUCUGUGUGUUUAGCUCUUUUUCCCACUUCUGCAUAUGCAUUCGUAAUUGGUGCUUCAAUCUGAAGAAGAGCACUUCUUGCUUUUGAGGCUAUUUGAGACACUUUCUCAUUGUUUAAUAGAGCAGUUAAUUUUUCUAAACCCGCUAUAGGUCGAACUAACAGAAAUUGUUUGAUGAAACCUCUGAUCCUUAGGUAAUUAUACCACUCCUUCCUUGGUAGCCAAAAUUCUUGUAUCAGCCUCUCAAACGGCUUGAUCUUAUCUCCUAGUAUUAUUUGUUUAAUAUGAUUUAUGCCUUUCCUUGUCCAGUCAUUCGUAUUUAUAUCCUUCAUCCGUACCUGUAUAACACUAAAAUUGAAAUUUCCCAGUAUUUUAUUGCCAAUUCCGCUGCUAAUCUUCAACCUUUCCUAUUCCAACAAGAUUGAUUUCAAACAAUUAUUUAAAGAACAGACUUUCUUAAUUCUCUCGUCUCGAUUAGUCAUUAAUAUCAAUUGAUGCAAUUUAUCCGUUUCGGACAUCUCCGUUUCUAAUUGAUACCAACCCUCUUCCUCAGAGCUUGGGAGUUGCGUCUUAUAGAUAUGGAACAUCAUAUUAGCUAAAUAGGUAAGGUUCACAUUUGGAAAAUUUAUACCUCCAUUCCUACUCUUCUGCAUCAGAAGUUUUUUAUUCAUUCUUGGCCUUUUUCCUUUCCAUAUGAAAUUAAUGAUAUCUCGUGGUAUCAUAGCUAACCAUGGUUGGGGCAUUCUUAAAGGGAUCAUGCGAAAGAGGUAGGACCAUUUGGGGAGUAAAGAUGAAUUGAUCAAGUUAAUUCUUCCCCACCAAGAUAAUUCAACCUGUCGCCAUUUUUUAAAGACUCGUGGGUUAAUCUAUAUAUAUUUAGAUAGUUAAUUUGCAUCGUGUAACGGCACCCCUUGGCAUAAAAGGGUUCAACCGCCGUUUAGUAGAUCUUCCCUUCCAGAGACACAGGCACAGCUACUGCAGAACACCAAUCCGCCGAACAGGAAACCAUAUGAAUGCUGUAAACAGCCGAAUAGGAAAAAACAUACGAAUAGGUUUACACUCCUAGCAGUCGAACUGGAACAGCAUACAAUAAAUCCCCCCAAGAAUGAGACAGAGCUCCGUGUUGAGGGUCAAGCAGUGAACAGUCAGAGCUGUGGGUUUAUUGUGCUUAUGUACACAUUCUUACACAUUAGUACCACCCACAGGGUUUUGGAACACAUACAAUACACUCAGACACUCCCACACAAAAUCCUCCCCUCUGCCUGUAAUACAAUUACCUUACACAAUGGGUAAUGUAAUUAUAACAAGCAGAGAAAUACAAUUUUUCCACAUUAUUCAUAACUUGAAAAGUAUGCAUCACAUUCACAUAAAACUUACAUUUUCAGAAUCAGCAUACUCCAAAUACAAACAUAUGUAUUUUGUUGGUAAUCUUAAAAAGAUUUCCUAUUUACCAACCGUUAUUUCUUGUUUGAGAGAGAAAAAAAAAACACUGUCCUCUUCCGUCCACCCUCCUUCAAAACAUCUUCUAUCAUUCUAUUGUUACGCUGCUCCAAACAUUUGUUUUUCUUCCAUCCACUUUCUCAGAGAGUCCGAAGUUAUACAUUUUUCCGUCUUCUCUUGCCAGAAGAUCCUAUGGCAGUUGGGAAAUCCCCAUGUGUAUUUCACUUCUCUUGCUCUUAAAGUGGACAACUCCUGGCUAAAACCUCUUCGCCAUGUUCUUGUUUGAAAUGAUAAAUCUGAGAAUAUCAGUAAGUCCUUAAACCUCUCUUCUAGUGCAGGUUUGUUUUUUUUAAUGACCCCAUUAUCUUGUUUUUGAGGUAGAAUGAUUGAAAUUUGACUAUUACACCUCUUGGUGAGGAUUCUGCUAUAUUUUGAGGUCUAGGGAGUCUUUGGAAUCUAUCUAUUUCAGAAUCUUUUAAUCCAGUUUCAGCUAGUAGCAACUCAAAGUAAUCCAUUAGAAUUUUUUUCAGCAUUAUGUCAUUAACGGUUUCAGGGAUUCUGAUAUUGGAUCUCCUAGAGCGAUCUUCUGAAUCCUUUAGUUUACCCUCUAGUUGUUCCACUUUCAGCUGCAAGUCUGUCAUAGUUGUCUGUAUUUGAUCAUAUUUUAAUUCAGUUUGCAUCAUCUUGGAUUCUAUGGAUCCUAAUUUUUCUAGCAUACUUCUUAGUUCCUGCUUUAAAUCUGACGACCCUUUCGGAAUAUCUUCUUUAAUAUUCUUCAAAAGUUUAUCUAAAUAAUUUAUUAGGAUCUCUUCAGUUAGAGAUUUACCUGCUUGUUCGUCUAGAGGGGGAAUUGGAGUUAAAUUUAGAAGGGCAUGAGGUACCCAGAGUUUCCAAAAUCGAGAUUUAUUUUGAGAAGGGGAGAAAUAUCCUGACAAUCUUUUCUCUGGAAUGGAAUCUUUUUUUUUCUUCUUUUUUUCUCUUAUCUUCCUGUGUUGUUUUUUUUUUGGAUGCCAUUCUGUCGAUUUUUUUUAUUUUUUUUAUUUUUCUUUGCAAUAUUAUUAUUGCUUCAAAUACUACAUUUCAAAGCCCACGGGAACAAGGAGAAAUUUAUAAUUAAUACUGCGUGUUUGAAAACCAUUCAAUAUGGAGACUUGCAGCUAUUUACAAUUUGAUAUCUCGUUAACCCGUUUAACCAAGAAUGUGGGUUUUGUAAAUUUAUUUGCCAGAAAUUUAGCAAGAUAUAAAUGCAUUCAGAGAAAUCCAGAUUCUAUAUUUUGCUUAAAUUAUUGCGCAUUUUUAACCUUUAUAUAUCUCUUUUUAUUUAUUUUUCUUUCCUUAUUCCUCCCCCCCUUUCCUUCCUCUUUUUUUCCAAUCAACAUAUAGAAAGUGCACUUAUCUUUUACUGUGUCUUGCUGUUAUUAGUGUUUCGCCACUCCUCUCUUAUCCUCCUCUCCGAAUUCUCGUAAUCCUCCUCUGUUCCGACCUCUAACAUCCACUGAUAGCCUGAAGUGUUUAGUCGCUGGUAUUCCACAGCCGGCGUCGGCGUCUCCUCAAGCAGCGUGGAUCUUCGCCGGCCACCCUUCCACCAUAUCGCCCCUCCUCUCACGCAAAUGUUCGAGCGCGCCUACGUCAUGACGCUUCCCCCCCGACAGGUAUAAUCUUAAUAAAGAACAUACCUUGCAAACCAUGAGACCAGUAACAUGCAUUUAUCACACAGAAUGGUGGAAAUAUUUGGUUAUAUUUAGUGUUUUAACCACUUUGAGAUGUCCAACCUUUGUGAGUGAAUGAGGCAGCAAGGUAAGGAUGGCACCAUUGCAGCAUCACUGGGUUUCUACAUCCUUUAUUGGGGCAUAGGAUUAGUAGGCUAGUUUCUUAUCGAUUAUGGGGUCCCUGGGAUGUUCUUCAGCUGUAAAAGAGAUAACUCUAAGCUACAUGAAGGGUAAAGAACAGUCACUCUGCAACUUUUAAUUUUAUUUCAACCUAGUUUUUUUACAUGUGUGUAUAAAAAUGUGUGUGUGUGUGUGUGUAUAUGUGUGUGUGUGUGUGUGUGUAUAUGUGUGUAUAUAUAUAUAUAUAUAUAUAUAUAUAUAUAUAUAUAUAUAUAUAUAUAUAUAAAAUCUAUCGCAGUGAUGAUGUGACCAAUCAGAACACAGGUAAACCUAUUUAAAGCUUGCUCUGGCCCCUAUUCUUUGCCCUAUUGUGGUUUCUUGUUAGAUCCUUGUUUAGUGCUCCUAGAGAUUCCCUUGUGAUUUCCUGUAUUUGAUCUGUGAUUUCUGUUAUCUGUUCUCCAGUCAAAGGGAUAUCAUGUGCAAAGCGAAACCAGCAAAGUGGCUGAAAGCCCUAUAAGCAGGGCCUGGCAUUAAGUGUAUAAGUGAAACCAUACCAUAAUCUUUAAUCAGGGAUAAUAAAGCCAGUAGUGUUUUAGCUGGGUGAGUAACCUAGAGUAAGAUAUCAUUUGCACAGGUGCUAACUUUUUUUAUUUGGGACUCUCCCACUCUCCCAUCUGAAUUCCAUGAAUUGAGGUGCAGUAAAGGCUCUAACGCCAGGACAUAGAGGAACGGGGAAAGAGGACUGCCCUGUCUCGUACCAUUAGUAAUUUGGAACGGUGUUGAUAGGAAGUCUCCUUGAAGAACUUGCGCUGAGGGGGAAGCAUAUAGAGCAAAGAUUUGCCGUAUUGUUUGGGGAGGGCAUGUUUUUUAUCUGAACUUGUCCCAGGAAGGCCCAACCGAGACGGUCAAAUGCAUUUUCUGAAUCUAGUGCUAAAAGGAGACAGCAUCGGUCAGACCUCCUCAACUAUGUGAGAAGUAGGGACAGUUUGCGGGUGUUGUCAACACCCUGCCUUCCCAGAACAAAGCCAGUCUGUCAUCAUGAACUAGGCUCGGUAUUAUUGUACUCAGCCUGUUCGCUAGGAUCUUGGCAUAAAUCUUCGCAUCCGUAUUCAGAAGCGAAAUGGAGCGGUAGUUCUUACAUAUUUCCGAGGAUAUGUCUGGUUGCUCUAUUGUACACCUCUAGCAAGUGGGGUGCAAGUGUUUUGGCAAAGUUUUUGUAGUACGAAUUAGGAAGCCCAUCAGCUCCAGGGAAUUUGCCUGUGGGUAGCCUUUUGAUAGUGUCUAUUAUUUACUCUGUAGUGAUGGGAUGUAGAAAGGUCUCCUUAUGUCUCUAGUCAAUCUGAGGUAGUUUAAGGGGCUGGAGGAAGGUUAUGACCUCCUUAUCUGUUGGUGUGUGAACAGUCUGGUCUGUGUGCAGGUUAUAUAACACAGAGUAGAAUGUAGCAAAUUCCUUGGUGAUGGCCUGUGGUCCCAUGUGUUUAGUACCAUCCCAUCCCACUAUGUGUGCUACUCUAGUUAUAGCAGGUUCUGUUCACCAAGGCUCUCUUGACUUUCCCUGUAUUAUUAUUAUCGCCAUUUAUAUAGCGCCAACAGAAUCUGUAGCGCUUUACAAUAUUAUGAGAGGGGGGAUUUAACUAUAAAUAGGACAAUUACAGGAAAACUUACAGGAAUGAUAGGUUGAAGAGGACCCUGCUCAAACGAGCUUUCAGUCUAUAGGAGGGGGGGUAUAAAACACAUUAGGACAGGAAAUGGCAAUCACAUUGUUACUUUACUGAAAAGAUUGAACAGCUAAGAUUCUCCCUACCUUGCCAUUCUCUUUCUAAACCACACGUACAUCAUGCCUUUCCUACCCUUCAUACUUUCUCUCCGGCUACUGAACAAGAGGUGGCUGCGCUUCUCCUUUCCUCUCGUCCCACCACUUGCUUGCCUGAUCCUGUCCCAUCUCACCUUAUCAGAUCUCUCUCCACUUGUCUUGUGCCUUUCUUAACGUACAUCUUCAACUGUUCUCUCUCUUCUGGCAUUGUCCCUGCUGACUUUAAACAUGCCACUGUAGUACCUAUCCUGAAAAAAAAAUCUCUUGACUCGUCCUCCCCCACUAUCGUCCUAUAUCCCUGCUUCCUUUUUCUUCAAAGCUUCUGGAAAGACUUGUCACUUUCUCAUUGACUCUCUUCAAUCUGGCUUCCGCUUUCUCCACUCUACUGAGACUGAGCUUGUCAAAGUUACUAACGACCCGAUCGCAGCUAAAUCCAAAGGCCACUUCUCAAUACUAAUUCUUCUUGACCUCUCUGCUGCCUUUGACACCGUUUAUCAUGCUCUCCUUCUUCAAAAUCUUCAAUCACUCGGUCUCUGUGACUCUGUCCUCUCGUGGUUUUCCUCUUCCCUCCCAACGCUCAUUCAGUGUCUCCUUUUCUAAUGAUACAUCCUCCCCUCGUCCUGUCUCAGUUGGAGUCUCCCAAGGCUCUGCCCUUGGUCCCCUUCUAUUAUCUCUUUAUGCUGUCUCUCUUGGCAAACGUAUUACCUCUUUUGGAUUCCACUACCACCUGUACGCUGAUGACACCCAGAUAUAUCUCUCCUGCCGUCCUACAACAUGCCACUGCUUGCCUUUCUUCCAUCUCUGACUGGAUGUCCUCCCGCUUUCAGAAACUCAAUCUCUCUAAAACUGAGCUCCUUGUCUUUCCUCCUCCUAAUACUGAUCCUCUUCUCUCACUCUCUCUUCAAGUUAGUGGCAUCCACAUAAGUACAUCCUUGCAAGCAUGCCGUUUGGCAUCAUACUUGAUUCUGGCCUCACCUUUGAGCCUCACAUCCAGUAUGUUGCCAAAUCCUGUAGAUUAAAUCUUAAAAACAUAGCCCGCUUCCGCCCCUUUCUUAAGCAAGAUGCUACCAAGGAGCAUAGUAAUGCUCUAGUAAUUUCCCACAUGGAUUAUUGUAACCCUCUCCUGGUCUUCCCAAAAGCCGUAUUGCACCGCUACAGUCUGUAAUAAAUGCUGCCGCCAGACUGAUUUUCCUCUCUAGUCAGUUUUCACACACCUCACCCCUCUGUCAGUUCUUCCAUUGGCUUCCUGAAUCAAUUCAAGGUACUAAUUCACACCUAUAAAGCACUGAACAAUUUUAACCAAAGGUUUGUCCCUUCUUGGUCUCUCCGCUCUGCCCGUGACCUUCUCCUGUCCGUUGUGAUCAGAGAGGUUGUGAUCAGAGAGAGGAAAUGGAGUGUUGCAGAUAUUAGAUACUGUACAUGCAUAAGAGGAAAUGAGGUUGAGGGUAUUGCCAGCUACAUAGGUUCGAGAAUUAACCCACUGCGAUAACCCGAGGGAAGAAGUAAUUGAAAGUAGUUUAUAGGCUGCUGAGUUCAAAUGGGGGUUAAUGGGAAUAUUGAAGUCCCUGAGAAUUAGGGAUGGAAUAUUAGAAGAGUGGAAGUAGAGUAACCAUGCAGAAAAGUGGUUAAGGAAGAGUAGAGGGGAACCGGGGGGGAAGGAGGAAGAGGGGGGGGUGUUAAUUGGGAUAAUGAGGCAGGAGUAGCAGUAUCAGAGGGAGAGAGCCAUGUUUCCGUUCAUGCAAGUAGGUUUAGGGAGUGUGAGAUAAAUCGGUCAUGGAUGGAAGUUGAUCUAAUGGUGCGGUAGCUGAGUCUAUGUAGGUAGUAAUUGGUGUUAACCGAAUUAAGUUCAAGUAGAUCAUUUUGUAGGGUGUUGAGUUUCAAUAAUAAGUCCGGUGAGGGCUGAAUUUUGUUUCGCGAGGAGACGGAAGCUAGCUGUCUAUAGCACUCCAUGAAUGCAGAGUGGUGUUUUCCCUUUUUUUUUUUUUUUUUUUUUAAAUGAGGCCUGUCUAAAUAAACAAGCCCAUGACUUCUGCCUUGUGGACUAACUAUACCGUCUCUGGCGAGACUUCGCCCUGGGCGUUGGUUUGGAAAUAAUUUGUCAACUCCCGGCCGAUGUUUUAUACAAAGGUCUCAUCUGCAAGCAAUGACUCAUUGAGCCACCAACUGCCCCUACCUUUGUAUUGAAAGGUGUCUUGGAGAUCUAGAAACACUAUUAUGUUUCCUAUACUACAUUCUGACAAUUAAGCAAGAGAAUGGUUAUCUAGAAAGAACGUGUCUAUUCUAGUGUAGGUAUUAUGCAUCCAGGAAUGGAAUGUAAAGUCUCUUUCUGACGGAUGGAGGAUUCGCCAAGCGUCAAAGCAGUUUAUCUAGUCAUUAGCAGAGAGAAAUCAAUUGCCUUUUUCUACAUUUUGUGGGGGUGGCUGAGAAAUCUGUCGAGGGGGAUUAGAUAAAUUUAAAGUCCACGCAGAAAAUUACGCCCCCCUGUUUGACCUCAUCUAUUUUGCAUAGAGAGAGACUAUAGGUAGUUGCAUGAGUUGGUGUUCGGAAAAUACGCCGAGAUCAGUGUAUAAGGAACAGAAGUUAUUAAUUUUUUUUUUUUCAUAUAUUUCUUCUUUCUGACUAUUAAUGACCAAAAAAUACAAAAAGUCAUAGAAAAAAUUGACCGUACAAAACAUUCUCAUGCUGAACAGUCAAUAUAAAAACACUCCACCAUUCCGUAAGAUCACACAUUCCCAAUAUGUUACUUUCCUUUUUACUGAGAGAGAGGAACAUAUAAAACUACAUACAUUUCUGGCAUGGCAGCUUCUAGAGAAAUUAAAUAUCAUCACAUCUUAUUCUAGGGUAUUUAUUUAUCAUGCUCACUCAGGGAUACUUUUUAUCCAGAGGUCCCAUUUAUAAUUCCUCUUCAGAGUAAAAUUUUAUUGAAAUUUAAUUGUUCUCUUCAUUGUUAUACUGUCUUAACUGUUGAAUACAUUUAAUUCCCACGUGUUUCAGGUGCCUUAAACUAUCUAUACAUAGAUUGUACUGGGUGGGCUGCCUACCGCUAAUUCUCUCACCCUCUGGGUUUGACGGGUGGCUUGGGACCUAUUGGCGGCCCCCCUGAUUGGAAUUUGCAGUCACCCCCCCCCCCCAAAAAACUCUCGUCCAUUAAUGCAAGAGGCAUCAAUACGCCUAAGAAAAGGUCUCUAGCUCUAAGAGACUUUAAGUCCCACAAAGCCCAUAUAGUCUACAUCCAGGAAACACAUUUUCUGGGGGUUAGUGCCCCGAAACUGACCAAUCACUUAUAUCCACAGGGCUAUUAUGGUAAUAACUUGGAAAGGAACCGCAAUCCUCAUUCAUAAAUCGAUCCCAUUCCAACACAAAGACACCCUCAUAGGCAGAUACAUAUUUAUUAAGGGGACAAUCUUAGGUCAGAUGUAUACCCUGGCCAACAUUUAUGCUCCUAAUUCCUCCCAAGGCAAGUUUCCAAAGGCUACACUCCGCUCACUAGUACCAUUCAUAGGGGGCCUUCUAGUUCUCGGGGGGGUGGGAGGGACUUUAACAUCACUUUAAACCCUAAGGUUGAUACUUCCGUGGGAACCUCCACUAUCCCAGACCAUGUUUUACAGCUGCUCAAAAACCUUCUCCAUUCCCACCAACUGUUUGACUGCUGGAGGGCUCUACACCCCGAAGGCAGGGACUACACUCAUUAUUCCAUCCCACAUGUCAGAUACUCCAGACUGGACUACUUUUUUUAUUCCACACUACUAACUUCACUUAGUACAACACAUAGACAUAGGCGUGACGACUUGCCCCACUGACCAUGAUCUUAGCCACCCCUCUGCCGACCUCGCACCGUAAACUGGAGACUCAAUGAAACACUUCUAUCUGACCCACUUGUCCUACAGGAUGCCAUCAAGACAAUGAGACCGCUGAUACGUCGGCUCCAAUGGUCUGGGAGACGCAUAAAUGCGUGAUCAGAGGUUAUUUUAUAGCCAAAGGGGCUGCUUUGAAGAGGACUAGGGAAAAGAAAAUUAACGAUCUUAUUAACGACAUUCACAUAAUAGAGACGACUCCUAAAGCUGACCAAACUCUGACCAGCUUCCAGGAACUAGCCGCAUCGCGAGGCAAGCUAGCUACCCUCCUGCAUGGCCGCUAUCAACGACAACUUCAGUGCUUGAAAACAUACUUUUAUGUUAACGGUGACAAAUGCGUUAGAUUGCUGGUUCGACUCAUUAAUAAGAAGAACAGAUUUUAUAUAGCGAUCAUCAAGGCUUGACCCAACGGCUGCCAGACAAGAUCGCUACAAUUGCGCGCUCGUACUAUGAGAGCCUAUACUCCCGAGAGCCGCCAGCUGGGUGCGGCCCACAGCUAUCUCAACGCACGUCCGUGCGAGAAUACCUGGAAGCUAACUUCCACUCGAAAUUAACAGUGGAAGUGAUAGAAGCCCUAGAAACACCUCUGACUAUUGAAGAAUUGGCGGAGGUGGUUAAAUCCACAAACACGGAUAAAAGCCUGGGCCCAGACGGACUCACGCUGCGCUACUAUAAGCAAUUCGCGGGCGUCCUGUACCCGCACUUCCUGAAAGCCUAUAACUCGCUCAGGUAGGGACAGAGACUGCCCACCCAAACCUCACCCUGAUCCCCAAAGAGGGCAAGGACCUUGAGCAGUGUGCUAAUUACAGACCCAUAUCACUCCUAAGCAAUCACUUGAAGCUGUUUACAAAGAUACUAGCAACCAGAGUGAAACCAUACGUGCCUAACCUAGUACAGGAGGAUCAGGUGGGUUUUGUACCCUACUAAGAAGCCAGAAAUAACACGACACAGGCGCUAGCAUUGAUUCAUCAGGCCCAGAGGAACAACGGGGGCCUCCUACUGCUCUCCACAGAUGCUGAAAAGGAGUUUGAUAGAGUAGAUUGGGGCUUCCUUAUGCAGACCCUGCAAGCCAUCGUAAUGGGACCGAACAUGCAUCACUGGAUUACAGUGCUAUAUGAUAACCCCACGGCAAGAGUGUGCAUUAAUGGCGCCUACACGGAACCUUUCCAAAUGCGGUGUGGAACUAGACCGGAUUGUCCACUAUCGCCGCUGCUCUUUGUCCUUGCCCUCGAACCAUUCCUCCAUGUGGUGAGGCAGAAUCCAGAUGUUAGGGGACUACAUGUGGGAAACAAAAUGCAUAAAGUGGCAGCCUACGCUGACGACCUGUUGUUCUUUGUGACCACACCUGAAACAUCACUUCCCAAUCUCAUGAAGGAAUUUGACAGAUACGGUGCUCUCUCUAACUUUAAAAUAAACUACUCAAAAUCAACAAUACUGAACAUCACAGUACCAAAACUGAGAACUGACGUGCUCCGCUUGAGCUUCCGGUUCCAAUGGUCUGAUGGAGCACUCAAGUACCUAAGGGUGUGGAGAUGAAUAUCUUUUCCAAGAAUUCUCUACUUGUUCCAAACGCUGCCUAUCAAAAUCCCACAAGCGUUCUGCACUUUGUUACGGUCGUUGGUGAUCAAUUACAUUUGGAGUCCUCACAGACCCAGGAUAAGCUACCAGACACUCUCCAGAUCAAAGGCAAAGGGUGCACUGGCUGUCUCCGAUUUCCUACUAUACUACCGCAUCUCCCACAUGCAGAGAAUACUGGAGUGGGCUAAAGACGGGAUAGACAAAUUAUGGAAGGGAGUAGAACAGGCCCAGACAGGUGGAUCAUUAACUGCCUUGACUUGGAUGAAACCGGAGGAAAGCAGGAAACUUCUGAAACAACAAGCAUGUGUAAAGGCCACCCUAGACAUAUGGCACAAUAUCGCACCAAAACUGGGCCUCUCAUCUUUCCCAUCACCCAUAUACCCCCUGACGAAUAACCCUGAAUUCCCCCCUGGGACAGAGAACAGAGCAUUCGCUUGCUUCUUUGCUUUCAAACAGGUUCUGAUUAGGCACAUGACAGUAGCCAACACACUCAGGCACCUCCCCGACCUCUUACAAGGUACCCCAGGCACGUUCCUACAUAGCCUGAAAAAUGAACAACUGAGACAGCUCAUACGCCAAAUACCUCAACAACCAAAUUUCUUCAGAGCUUUAACCCCAUUUUAACGAAUGUGUGUCAACCCAGACUCGCAACCUCACGCAAUCUCCAUCCUCUAUCCCCUCCUACAACAAAACUUAAAUCUCCCAGCACAAGCAUACAUGGGGAAAUGGCAAUUGGGGGGUCUUUCACACCACAACAGUGGGGGAAGAUAUGUGAUCUAGUACAGCAUUGCGCCUUAGCAAGUAAGACCCAAGAAACCGCAUUUAAAUGUGGUAUCGAACCCCGCAGGUCCUCCAGAAAAUAAACCUGUCACUAGAUGGGAAUUGCUGGCGCUGCCAUACGACCACUGGUUUGGUCCUCCACAUAUGGUGGGAAUGCCCAAAAGUCAAACCUUUUUGGAAAGAGAUUGACGCAGUCCUACGAAGGUUCUCUGAACUCAUCCCCCCCCCUUUCGUUCGGUCCCAUUUCUCUUACACCACACCAACAUGCCGACCGCCAAAUAUAAGAAAUCCCUGACAAUUUGGAUCUUAAAUACGGCCAAACAAGUCAUCCCCUUACACUGGAAACAAGACCUCAUACCGCCCCUCAUGGUCUGGUUUGACAAGAUGGAGGACUUGAGGAAACUGGAAGAACUGAUUUACUCAACACAAGACCGCUUUCAAUUUUAUGUAGGCACCUGGACACACUGGCUGACAACUGCUUAUAACACUGACUUUCAAAAGCUACUGACCUAUGAGACACAAGGAGAGUAGUUGACAUGGGGGAACAGGAAAGGGGGCUGCUACAAUGAGGGGUCCUGGGCCGCCAAACGAGAACUCAAGAGUUGCCCUAACGGAACAAAGAUACAGUGCUCUUCACACACUCUGACCUCUGUCUUCCCGUCCCUCAAGCUGAUGAUUCCUCCCCCGAGAGGGUAUUACUGAUGACCAUGAAAUGAACCUCAAAUCCCUCUCAGGCAGGUCCAAGGGGGACAUGACAACGUGUCCAUACCAACUCAGGAGGGACUCACGCAGGGACAGGGAAUAUGGCAACACGCUUGAAAUGUUUACACUCACCACUGACCAGUACAAUCCCACACCUGAAACAUAGAAGGGGGACAUUGGGUUUUACAUAGUACUAUAAUAUACCAGACUAUUUUAACUUGCUAACUAUGGACCUGCGCGUCCUGACCGGCUGAUAACGUUGGUCCUGCGAGACCUAUAAACAGUUGCUGAUGCGGAGCUGCGUGUCCACGAAUGUUGUUCAAAAUAUUUGCAUGUCUGAUAAAUAAAAUCUUAUUUGAAAAAAAAACAAAAAAAACUUAAAAGGCAGUUAAAUAACCCUAGGUGAUGCAAAAAGCCAAUGGGGCCCGUAAGACCCCCAUAUUACUAUAAUGACAUUUUUAAAUCUCCCUAUGCCCUUAUAUGCCAUGUGGCAGGUAAGGGAAUAUCUGCUAACUGUUUAAAACCAGUAACUAAGCAGCCAUUGCUGCCCAUCACUAGAAAUGUCCCAUUCCAUAGGGAUGUGGGCCUUUGAAAAUACAAUGGAUGGGGAAGCAUGGGCAUCAGGCAGUGGAGUUUACAAUAAGAAAUCACAGGCCACAGGUGGUGACUCUUUGAUAACAUUUAAAAAAAGCGGCAUCUCUCAUGCAGUACCACAAGCAGCCCCACACAUGCACAUACAUCACCAUACACACAAUGUGACACAUGCACUCAAAUACAAAACUGCAAAGCAACAGCACCACCCAUAAAUAACACAAGAUGAAUAUGGAAACAUACACACCUCAAUUUAGAAAAAUAGGACUGGCACGCCAUUUCAAACAUUCUUGAACCAUGGUUGGCUACAUGCCUAUCGCUCUGUGUGGUUCCCACUGUGUCUUCCACCAGGUCCCCACAGAGUUUUUACUUGUAGGUCCCUCCUUUAUGUAGUAGCUUGAACUGUAUAAAUGUCCUGUUUGAUGUUAUUAAAUAAGGCUGCUAAGUUAGAAUUUAUGAGCAGGUAUGAUGACGUAAGUCCGUAUGCUACGCUCCCACGCUGAGAGCAACACCAAAACACUGCAGAGUGAUCUGCCUCGUGAAACUGAUGCCUAAAGGGAGGUGAGACGCGGUGAAUCAAAUGCUCACAAUCCACAAGGAGAAAGCUGAGAACUGCGCCGAAAGGCAAACAAACCCUGCUGCACAGAACUUGAAGAUCCAGGUAAUAGAACUCCGAUGCUUGUAAAGAGCUCUGGCAACAAGAUAAAAGAUCCCGGGGGGUGCUGUGUGGACAGGAGAGAAUCUUUAAAGCAGCAUGAAGGGAAACCCAUUAAACUCCAGGCGCUCCCAUAAAGUAUUACAAAAGGUACAUUAUAUACUCGUGUAUAAGUAGAGUGCAGUUUUUUUGACCAACAAUUGUGAAAUAUGCUAUAAGUUGAGGGUAAAACUUGGGGCUAUGAAAUUCUGUGAUUUUUAUAAUGUCAGGUUUUUACCUUUCCCUGUCUCUCUCUCUCUCCCACACAUCUCUCUCUCCCACCUUUCCCUGUCUCUCUCUCUCUCUCCCUCCCCUGUGUUCUCCCUAUUUCUCCCUCUCCCCCUCCCCUGUGUUCUCCCUAUUUCUCCCCCUGUGUGUCUCUUUCCCUCUGCCUUUCUCCUCCUCCCCUUGUGUCUCUUUUGCCCCUCUGUCUCUUUCUCUCUCUUGCCCCAUCUCUCUCCCCCCCUUCCCCUUGUGUUUAUUUCUCCCCUUCACCACCCCCUGAAAUUGACCUUGUCUGACAGUCUGUCCGAUACCACAGGAGGACUGAGGGAGGGGGCAGAGUUGACUAUCAUGCUCCCACAAUUUCCAGCACAGCCAAAUCAUAGAGUAGUGAUUACUGUAUGAUGUGGCUGUGCUGGGAAUUGUGGGAACCGCGAGGGAGCAUGAUAGUCAGCUCUGCCCCCUCCCUCAUUCCUCCUGUGGUAUUGGACAGCUGCAUGGCUAUCGGUAUUGGUGAGUGUGCCGCUAGGCGGCCACCCGACCCGGCGGCACCACCAUGAUGCAUUACAGGAGUAGCGGCCACUGGCCGUAAGGUAACUAUGGAAUGCGGCCAGCCCCAUCAGUGUGCCACCGAACCGGCCACUCCGGCGGCACCUAUAUGUUCAUGCGUUGCCGCGAUGUUACCUUUCCCUGACACAUCUCUCUCUCCCACCUUUCCCUGUCUGUGUUCUCCCUAUUUCUCCCUCUCCCCCUCCCCUGUGUUCUCCCUAUUUCUCCCCCUGUGUGUCUCUUUCCCUCUGCCUUUCUCCUCCUCCCCUUGUGUCUCUUUUGCCCCUCUGUCUCUUUCUCUCUCUUGCCCCAUCUCUCUCCCCCCCUUCCCCUUGUGUUUAUUUCUCCCCUUCACCACCCCCUGAAAUUGACCUUGUCUGACAGUCUGUCCGAUACCACAGGAGGACUGAGGGAGGGGGCAGAGUUGACUAUCAUGCUCCCACAAUUUCCAGCACAGCCAAAUCAUAGAGUAGUGAUUACUGUAUGAUGUGGCUGUGCUGGGAAUUGUGGGAACCGCGAGGGAGCAUGAUAGUCAGCUCUGCCCCCUCCCUCAUUCCUCCUGUGGUAUUGGACAGCUGCAUGGCUAUCGGUAUUGGUGAGUGUGCCGCUAGGCGGCCACCCGACCCGGCGGCACCACCAUGAUGCAUUACAGGAGUAGCGGCCACUGGCCGUAAGGUAACUAUGGAAUGCGGCCAGCCCCAUCAGUGUGCCACCGAACCGGCCACCCGGCGGCACCUAAUGUUCAUGCGGCCGCGAUGUUACUGAAGCUGGCCACAGGGACUACUCUGAUACUUCCCUCGUAUAAAGAGGGACUCUGUAGGAUGGAAGAAUGAGAGUACUGCGCGGCCCACUGGGAAUUCAUGAAAAUUUACAACUAAAACUCCUCAAGUUAUACACGGGUAUAUUUGGGGAAAAAUAUGAUGGAGAUAAAAAUAUAUUAAAAAGCAAACAAAAAGAAAUAGACAUUGGCAAAAAGACUAAACUUGAAUACAAGAUAAAAAAAAAGAAAUGAAAAGAGAGAGAGAGAGAAAAAGGGCGGCGGGAGGAAGAGAAAGGGAAGGUAAUUUAAAGAAACCAAUAUGGCAACUUAAGAAACAGAGCAGAGGAGCCAGACAAAGAAAGAGAAAGGAACCCCUCCCUCCCACGCCCACCCAAAAAUCAACAGGAAAGGAGAGUAUCCAGUAACUUUUUCUUACUUCAAGACUUCAAGAUAAAACAUUAGAAGACCCAUUUUACAAAAAUCGUGGGAUAUAGAACAACAAUCAUACACCUGACCUAUUAAAUCCUGCUUAGGUUCUUUGUUUCAACAAAUAAAGGUUAAUUUUCAACAAAGGUUUAAAAAAAAAAAAAAAAAACACUUUGUAAAUGAAAGAAGAAAUUACAUUAUUAACAAAAUAUUGAAAAUAAAAUGGAGAACUCGGAGAUGCGUUUAGAGAUCUAAGAAAAGGAAAAACAGCAUCUAAAUCAAAUUAAUAUCUAGAACCUAAAUCCUGACGAUGCAGUCUACGUAUAAGAAAUGUCCCAGAGGAAGUCACACAAGACAAGCUAUUAGGAUUCCUAGAAGAUAACAUCAAGGAAUUGGGUCUCCGAUUCGAAAAAGAAACAAAACUCUUUGAGAGAUUCCAUAGGAUAGAAAAAACAAUGGAAAUAGGAAAAGAUAUGCCAAGAGACAUAAUUGUAUGCUGCCUUUCUUUUUAAUGAGAAAGCAACCUUAGCACCACAAGAAAUUCAAGACAAGAAGGAAAAUAUUCCAACGUUAAAAUACUCCAAGUUAUAUCUUGCCACACAAGAAAGGGAAGAAAAUCCUACUAUCCUGUUAAAUCCAUUUUAAGGAAACAAACAUAAAGUACAAAUGGGUCUUCUAUAACACGUUACAGAUAACAUUUGAGAAUAAAAGAAAAUCCUUAGACUCUGUAAAAGCUGCCCUAAAUUGGCUCUUACAUUAAAAAAAAAUAUAUAUUUUUUUUUUUACAUACAGCUAUUUAAGAAAUAGAUAAUUGUUAAAUAAUCACUGACCACUGGAAAGGGUAAAGUAGAGAAGGUCAAAUAUAAAUGCAGACUAAGGGAAGUAAAGAUAAUAUAGAUAUAGUAGUUUGUAAUAUCACGAUUUUAUAGCACAAAAAUAAUAUAGAUAUAGACCAUGUACAGAGAACAGUGGAUUUGAUAUUUUAUUUUUAUUUCACAUGAUUAAAAUAGAGGGGGGAAAAAAAAAAAAAUAUAUACAGAUUUUCUAACCCCGAAUUUAACGCACAAAGAUUAAAAUUUAGAAUAAAGAGAGACAAGAUGGUAGGUACAAUAAAAUAGAAAGGAGAAGGGAAAAAGAUAAAAUUAAGAAAGAAAAUUACUUAAAGUUUGACAAAUAAGGCAUUAGGUACGUCUUUACAUACACAAAUAUAUGAAAUUAUACCUAUAAAAUAAAAUAAUGCAUUUGUUCUUUUCUUUCUCUUUCCUUUCCUGUUAAACCUCUCUUUUUUUGCAGAAAGUAGGGAUAGAGGAGCGGAGGGAGGGGAGAGACAGAGACAGAAAACAGAUUUGAGAUGAAGUAAUAAACUCAGCAGUAUUAGUCUUCAUAAUAGAUGUAUAAGGAUUUAAAUGACCCAGUGGCUACAUCAACUGGAAAAUGGUCCUUGAUUCCCCAACAAAUUUGAGUAUAAGAGUUGUAUUCACUACUAUUGGUAGACUGUUAUAAGUCUAUAAAUCUGAUGUAUGUAAUUUUUUUUCUGUAAGCAUAAUAUAAAAGUAAAAUACCUCUUGUAAAAGAAACUCCCAAAAAGGUGAGAUUCUUGAAAGAUUAAAAGAAAAAAAAUAGAUUUAGGGGAAUAAAGAGGGAGGUAAAAAGAUAUGUACAUAUAUAUAGUAAAUGGUUAAAGUCAUAUCCUUGAAUGUUCAAUGUCUAAUCUCACGUUUCAAGAGAUCUUGCCUUUUUGCAUUUGUAAAAGAAAGUAUACAAAUAACCUUCUUACAGGAAACCCAUUGGUUAAAAUCAGACAUAUUAAGGUUCAUAUCAGAUAGAUGUUCAAUGAAACUCUGUGCCUCAUUAGCAGACAAAGAGGUGUAGCUGUUUUUAAACCAAAAGAUGGCCAACUGAUAUAUCAAGUAAUCGACUUACAAGCAAUAUAUAAAAUAAUUAUAUGUAAAUUUAAUAUAUAAGAUAUAUAGAAUUGUGAACGUCUACGCUCCAAAUAAAAUUAACAUUAAGUUUAUCAGAAACAUUAUGAUUAAAAUAGAUCAGAUCAAACAGGGAUGAGUAAUAAUAGAGGGUGAUUUCAACAAAGUAUUAGACUCAAAUGGAUAGGAUAUACAUUAACAAAAUAUUAACAAAAAAAAAGUGAAGUUACCCAUAUUUUAUUUCUUUUUUAUUUGUCACUUAUUACUUAAUUAGUUUGGAUUAAAGGGAAACUCAACUGCAAAAAAAAAAAAUCACUUUUUUUUUUUUUUAAAUUGGGUGUAUAUCUGAAACCUCUUGCAAGAGCUGCAAUUCUCUUGUCUGCUGCUUUUAUAAGCCCUCUCCUUCUUUCCAAGCCAAGACUUUAACUGGCUGUCCAAUCAGACUUUGCAGUGCAUCUCUAUAAGAAGUCUUUUGCAAAGAAGGUGUCCUGUGUAAUUGCUGCCUCUUGAGUUUAGCUCCACUAAGCUAAACACUAGGAAGUAACAGGACAGGUUGUCUAUGUAACAGCCAGGUGUGUAAUAAGGUUAAUAUAUAAAAGUGCCAAUAUCUAUUUAAAUCUGCACUUUUUUGUAAAAUGAAAGAGGGGGGCACACUCUUCACACAUAGAGCAUAUCAGCAAGCUAAAGUGCUUUAGGGAUCCAGAAUGUUCCUUUAAAGAAAUGUUAAUACAGUUAUUAUAACUGUAUGUUUUAUGUAGUUCAUAAUAGACUGUUUCUUUGAAUUAUAGAAAUAGAUCUGAAUAUAGCUCCUCUGGGGAUUGCCUAUUCAAGUGUGAUCUUUUUCAUAAAUUGUUUGAAAUCAACUAAAAGCAAGGAUGGCGGUCUAAAAAUGUUCUGAGUAGACUAUCAUGCCCUGUUAAUAGAAAGGUACUUUGAAUUCUUGAGCAUUUAGGAUUUAAUUGAUAACCUUCAGGAUUAUUCACUGAAGUGAAAAUGAAUUUCAAAUUUAAGGUCAAAAUAGCUAUACUGGAAAAAUACUCAUACUCUGUUACUCCAUUAUGCUUCCAGCAACACCUGGCUUAAAUUUGGAAUUCACUUUGAAUUCUCACUUUAGUAAGCAGCCCUGCUUGUCUAAAUGAACAUUUUGAUUGGAUGAUUCUUUAAAAGGUGACAUGGUUGUCCAUCCAGCAUGAUACUUCUUCUAACAGGGUUAUUCACUAAAGUAAGAAUUCUCAGUGAGUUUAAAAUUUAAGGCCAGAGUAGCCUUUUGACCUUAAAAUUGAAAUUCACUUUGAAUUCUUACUAUAGUAAAUAACUCUAAAAGUUCUGUUCUGUUUAGUAGUUAACUUUUCAUACAGCAUCAUAUAUUUUGUAAAUCUCUCUACAUAGGCUUAUAUGAUUACAAAGCGGCCUAAUAACCAUGCCAAACGUGACAGAAGUGACUAUGUGCCAGAAAAAAUGUGCAGAACCCAGUACUCUACUAUGGACUCUCCAUGUCAUGCAACAAUGUAUAUGAAGAACUGUGAGGAAAAGAUUUUGAAACUGACUUAUAAGAUCAUGCAUCUUCUGACUGGGGAGGUGAGUGGUUAUGGUACUAGGCCAUUAAUCUUUAACAGCUUGGGCAAUCAAGUGUGUGAAGAUAAUUUGCGUCAUUUACUAAAGUAUCACUGUUCUUUUUAAAGGAACACUCGAAGAACCAUGCCCACUACAACUUACUGUAGUGGUUAUGGUGCCAGGAGUUCAGUGGCACCGUUUUAGAACACCUGGUGCUGUUCCACAUCUACACUACUAAUCGCGGGAAUGAUCAGCUGAUGCCAAUUCUUAGGAAUUAAAUUGACACUGUAGUCACCACAACAACUAUAGCUUAUUGUAUUUAUGCUGGUAAGUAUAAUCAUUCCCUUCAGGCUUCUUGCAGUAAAUACUUGUUUUUUUCAGAGAAAAUGCAAUGUUUACGUUACAGCCUAGGGAUACCUCCACUGUCCACUCCUAACAUGGCUGCAAGAGGUGCUUCCUGGGGCAGAGUUGCACGGUUUGCAGCACGAACAUUCCGUGUCGCCACCCUCUGCAUGGAGACACUGAACUUUCCUCAUAGAGAUGCAUUGAUUCAAUGCAUUUCUGAGGAGGUGCUGAUUGGCCAGGGCUGCGUUUGGCUUGUGCUGGCUCUGCCCCUGAUCUGCCUUCUUGACAAGCUCAGCCAAUAUAAUGCUUCCCUGUGUGAAAGCAUUGUGAUUGGCUUUUGAUGAACACUUCUGAUGAUAUCAGGAGCAGAGCCAGCAGCACCAAACUGGAGUAAAAGUAAGAUUUUGUUAUAUUUGGGAGCCAUGGGGUGCUAGAUGGUGGUUUUAACACUAUAGGGUCAGGUAUAUAUGUUUGUGUUCUUUACCCUAUAGUGUUCCUUUAAUGGCUCACCAGCAUUAGUAGAGAAGGCAGGGAGCUGUGCCUGGGUAAGAAGUCAAAUCAUUCUAAAACAGUUUGAAUUGUAAUGGUUUAUGGUGCAUGGAAUCCUAUUAUAUACAAUUAUGUAAAAUAACAGAUACAAUUAUCAACUUGCAAUAAAUUUUUAAGUGGACCAGUCCAGAAUAUGCAUGAAAGUGUGUAUAUGUAUAUAUAAAAAAAGAAACAACCUUUUAUGCAAAAAAAAGUUACAAAUAAAUAUAUAAAAAAAUAAAAUUUUCAAAUAUGUCAGCAGACUCUAAAUACAGAGGGUAGACAAUGGCUUCAAUGAAGUGUGCAAGUCACUUACAGACGUUGGAGUCUAUGUAUUAUGUGCAGUAAAGGAUAUGGUGGCCAAUCUUCAUGUAAGGUGAAAUUAUGAAGUCCCCACAAGAGAUGCAGGUCAUCACACAUACGUGUAUAUUAGGCCCUCACUUGGCCUUCCACAACAUAUACUUCAUAUGACCCUCUGUGGGCAAUUUACUACAACCACUAUUUUAGGACAUAUACAUGUGUUGUGAGCAGGUGCCAUGUUACUCAAAUGUCUCAUCGUUAUUAUCUGUAAUAGUUCUGCCAUUACGGGCCUCUCACGGGUCAAUUUGGUUAUAUACACCAGGGCUUGACAUGUUUGCUUGUGAUUUUGGUGUGUAUAGCCUGUCCCUUCAGGCUUUUCAAUGCAAACACUACCUUUUCAGAGAAAAGACAGUGUUUACAUUGCUGCCAAGUAACACCUCUUGUGGCCACAGGUGUUUCCUAUUACAGUGCUGCACUAUGAACAGCGUCUCCAUGCUCGGCAUAGAGGCGCUGAAUGUUCCACGUAGAGAUGCAUUGAUUCAAUGUAUCUCUAUGAGGAGAUGCAGAUUAGUGCAUGCUUUCCUAUAGGAAUGCAUUGGCUUGGCUGAGAUAAUCAAGAUUGGAGGCGUGUACAGUCACGACGUGGUAAACAUGUGGGUAAAAUCACCUUUCACAUACUCACUGUCACACACAUCACAGACAGACAAACUCAGACGGGCAGACACACUCAGACUCACAGUUGUAAUUGUGCAAAAAUUAUUUUAAUUGAAAUCCACUCAGCCUCCCUACCGUUGGAGAGCUGGAGUGGAUGCCUAUCCAUUGGGGUCCAUUGGGUCUGCUGUCACCUCUCUGCUCUGCUCCCUGUUGCGUGCAGUUUAGUAUGCCGGGGCCGGCAUGAUGUCAUAUUCCGACUCCCGGCAUCACUGCUGGAUGGGCGAGGGAGCAGAGCAUAGAGAUGACAGCUCCCUCGCCACCCGGUUCCAUUCAUCACAGAAGCUGCCAGCUUCCUCUGCUCUCUCACAACCCCCUGCUGGCCGUCUAGGCUCUCCUUCAGCCAUCUGCCUGCAUUCUCCCUCACCGCUUCGGGCCGACAAAUCCUAGGCGCCAGGACAGAAUUCCUAGUCGCCAUAAAAACCUGGCACCUGGGAUUUCUCAAGCCCUGAUAUACACACUAUGAUAUUUAGCAUGUCCGCCAUUUUGCUGUAUUAUGUAUGUAUUGAAACUGCUCCACAGCUCAACAACCAUUAAUCAACCCAUGUCCUAUUAUUUUAAACAUCCUCUAAUUCUCAUACUGCUCUUAUUAUUAUUAUUAUUAUUAUUGCCAUUUAUAUAGCGCAAACAGAUUCCGUAGCGCUUUACAAUAUUAUGAGAGGGGGGAUUUAACUAUAAAUAGGACAAUUACAAGAUAUAAAAUUGAAUAAUUGAGCCUUUGUAUACAUAUUUGUUAAUGGCUUAUCUGAUUCCAUUUUAGAUGAGGUAAUUGCAAGAGAAUUACCUGAGAAUCUGGAGGAACUCAUCUCUUACCUAUCCCUUAUAGAUGAGAGAUUAAGACACAUGGAAAACACUAGGGAAAGGCCUAAAAGACCUGCUGUAAGAGUAGCACCUACUUUUCCAUCAGAUUCCAUGGCUAUAGCUAUUCUGGAACCAAUGCAGUUAGGUGUGACUAGACUGUCUGAGGCAGAACGUAUACAUUGAAGGAGAGAGGAAUUAUGUAUGUAUUGUGCAAAGAGAGGGCAUCUUUGCUUAUCUUGUCCUGAAAGGCCGGAAACUCCAGAGCCUAAGGUCUAACAGAGGACCGGCCUUGGGUGUUUUAAUUGAGUCCUCCGCGACCCUAAAAAUCAGAAAAAAGGCUUCUUAUACCAAUCACAUUGACACUUGAGAAAAAAUAGAUACAUACGUCUGCUCUAUUAGUUUCUGGGACUGCAGAGAGUUUUAUCGAUAAAACUUUUGCUCAAAAAUAUUUUCUUACUCUCAGAGAAAGAACUACAUCUUUUGGCCGUUGAACCCACUAUCACUAAAGAAACUGUUCCUGUUUUUAAAAAUAGUUUUGCAAGCCAUUUCUUUACUUUCUUUUCCCAUUGUUCUAAUAUAUCCAUGGCUAACAAAGCAUAACCCUGAGAUUGGGAGAAGGGUGAAAUAGUGAAAUGGAGUUCUUCUUGUGUUAAGGGAUGUGUUUCUGAAAUUAAACCCCUCGGCAUUAUCAAUGUACCCACUUUGCCCCCUUUAUCCACAAAGACACCAGAGAUGUAGAUAUAGGGGAGUUAUUUGAUAAAAAGGAAGCCAAUAAGUUACCCCCACAUCAUUCUUACGAUUGUGCCAUUGAGUUACUUCCAGGUACUAUGCCUCCUAGAGGUUCUGUAUGUCCUCUUUCUCAGAAGGAGAAUAUCAUAUUGGAGGAGUACAUACAAGAAAAUCUGGCUAAAGGUUUUAUUCGCAGGUCUUUUUCACCUGCUGGAGCUGGGUUCUUUUUAAUCUUUAAAAAGGAGGGUCAUCUUAGGCCAUGCAUCGAUUAUCGUGGACUCAAUAAAAUAAAAAUCCGUAUAGUGUGUCCUAUACCACUUGUUAUAGAACUUUUUAAUAAGCUCAAAGGUUCCAGAAUUUUUACUAAAUUAGAUUUGCGAGGGGCAUAUAAUUUAGUGAGAAUCAAACAAGGAGCUGAAUGGAAGACUGCCUUCAACACUAGAUAUGGCCACUAUGAAUACGCAGUAAAGCCAUUCGGUUUAUGCAGUGCUCCGGCCAUCUUUCAAGAUCUCAUAAAUGACGUUUUAAGAGAGUAUCUAGAUGAUGUAGACGAUAUCUUGAUAAACCCCUCUUGUAUAGAUGAACAUCACAAACAUAUAAGAAAGGUACUCCAAACAUUAAGGAAUGGUUUAUUCUGCAGACUAGAGAAAUGUCUCUUUGAUCAAGAAAAAGUGCAUUUCUUGGGUUAUGUUAUAUCAGAAUCAGUGUUCCAAAUGGAUCCACAGAAAUUAAAGGCCAUUAGGGAUUGGCCUAUUCCUAAUGGAUUAAAGGCUAUCCAGAGAUUUAUAGGAUUCUCCAAUUAUUAUAGGAGAUUCAUUAAGAGGUUUAUUUCUAUCCUUUUUCCAUUGGAUGCAUUUGAUUGCCUCAAAGAAGCAUUUGAUUCUGCUCCCAUUCUGAUUCAUGCUCCUUCUCUUCCAUUUCUUUUGGAGGUAGACGCUUCUGACUCCGGUAUAGGGGCUAUACUGUCUCAAAGAAAAGCUCCAGACCAACCUCUUUAUCCUUGUGUUUUUUUUUUUUAUUGUCUAAUACAGAAAGAAAUUUAGAGAUCGGGGAUAGAGCAUUGUUGGCCAUUGUGUUAUCCUUAAAGGAAUGGCGUUAUCUGUGUGAAGGUUCACUCACGACUAAUUCCAUUCCUACUGAUCAUAAGAAUCUGUUGUAUAUAGCUGAGAGUAAGAGUAGAGAGGCCCGUUGGACCUUUAUUUUUUUCAUGUUUCAAUUUUGUACUAACCUAUAGACCAGGUACUAAGAAUACUAAAGCAGAUGCCUUGUCAUGUCAGUUUGAGCCCAUGACACCGAAGUUGAAGUGUCUCCCAUCAUUCCUAAGGAUAAAGUAAUAGCAGCCACCCAGUUCAGAGUUACUUUUGAGUUAUUGAAUACUCUAAGAGAGAAACAAAAUGAGGCACCUAGUCAAACCCCACAAAACACUUUAUAUGUUCCCCUUGACCUAAGAUAAAAUGUGUUAUCAUUGUGUAAUGAUAAUAAAACUUCAAGACGUCUGGGAAUAAAAAAAGACCACCUCUCUUAUUUCUUCUCAGUUCUGGUGGCCUUCUUUGUCCCUUGAUGUCAAAGAAUACUUACAAGCUUGUAAUGUGUAUGUCCAAUCCAAGACACCUCACACUUUACCAUGUGGUUUAUUGCAACUAUUAGAAAUACCCAAAAAACCAUAGUCUAGUAUUUCUUUUGAUUUUAUAGUAGACCUACCUAUUUCUAAUUAUCACACUGUCAUUCUUACUAUUGUUGACAGAUUUUCUAAAAUGGCACAUUUCGUACCUUUGCGUAAACUACCCUCUUCAGUUGAAUUUUAUAUUUUCUUUAUUUUAUUUAUAUUUUCUAGAGAGGUGUUUAGAUUGCAUGGCUUACCACAAGAAAUUGUCGGACAGAGGUCCACAAUUUAUAUCCCGAUUUUGGAAAGAAUUCACUGCUCGUCUUGGUAUGUCUUUCAUCUGCUUAUCACCCACAGUCUAAUAGGGCUGCUGAAAGAACUCAUCAGUCAUUGGAAAAGAGAAAAUGGGAUUAAAAUUAUACUCGCAUAACGUGAGAGUCCUGAAUACACCACACAAAUGUAGAUUAUUAUAUAAGAAAUAAAGAUGUUACUCUGAAGUCCAUUUUUUUUAUUUUUUAUAAAAGAGACGCACUUUAAAAAUAAUAAAAAAUUUCACAAAAACACAAAAAAAAAAUAUCCCACAAAAUUCCAUUCCACGUUUAAAACAAAUUCCAGGGCAGUCUCAAUUUUGUUUCCUAGGAAUGUAGCAUGUCACACUGGCGAAGUAAACAUGGAUAAAGAGGGCUGAUAUAUAAUAUGGAGAGGCAAACUUAAUGGGGUGGAUUAUGUCCUUGCCAGCAUACAUUUCCCUAGCUCUGGUCAAUUUCAAUUGCUAUAAAAAACGAUUACUCGAGUUUUAAAAGCUACAAAAAACAAUAUGAAAAUUUUUUUAUUCAAAAGGAAACAAGGCCUCAUUACUGGCCUCUAAAUUAUUACAUAAUCUCUCCCAAACAAGAAUUGAACAUUUAGUGAUCGUACAUGGUACUAAAACAACCCCCCCCCCAAAAAAAUUUUUUUUGCUGAUUACUAUAAAAAUAUAAAAAUAAAACUAUAUAAUGUGGCUUCAGAUUAUAACAUUAAUCAGCCCACAUAUGAAAAAAAUAUGUUCAUUCUUGGGUAAGACUUAAAAAAAAUUCAAAAUAUAAAUUGGAUUCUCUAAAUUCACUUAAUACCAUUAAUAGUAUUCCUCCGGACCUGAUGGUUUUACAAUAUUGUACUACAGAACAUUCUCCGGUGUAUUAGUCCCUCACUUAAAUAAAUGUAACCAUUAUUGGAAUACUGGUACAAUGCCGGAAGAAAAUAUGUGUGCUCAGAUCAUAACACUGCCUAAAUCUGGUAAUUUUUCACCCUCUACCAUUAAUUAAAGGACCACUAUAGGCACCCAGACCACUUCAGCUCAAGUCCAUCUAGGAUUAACCCUGCCUGCUGUAAAAAUAGCAGUUUCAGAGAAACUGCUAUGUUUACAUUAGGGUUAAUCCACCCUCUAGUGGCUGUCUCACCGUGAUUUUCACAGUGAGAAGACGUCAGCGUCCAUAGGAAAGCAUUGAGACACAAAGAUUUAUUCAAAGAUUUUGGCAAUUAGAUUAUCAAAAAUUCUUCUUCCUUUACUUAAUAAUUGCCAGGUCUGCUUUGUAUUAAAUAGUCAGGCCCCAGACAGUACUAGAAGGCACAUUAAUUUAAUUAAAUAAAAUUGGGACGCGCACCGUGUCUGCUUCUUUCUUUAGAUACAGAGAAGGCAUUUGAUAGAAUUCAUUUGGAUUAUCCUGUGGAGGAUAUGUUGAGAUUUGGCUUACCAGACCCUUUCAUCAGGGCUGUGCUAUUUUAUAUUCUAAUUCAGCAGCCAAGGUUUCUGCAACUGGAUUAAUAUCUGUUUUUCUUUGACCAAUGAAACAAGACAGGAUUAUCCAUUGUCACCACUCUUAUUUGUGAUGGCAAUGAAACCCUUAGCGGAAAAUAUAAGAGGGUGUGCAGAAAUUGAGGGCAUCAUAGUGGGAGAUAAGGAACACAAAAUACGCCUAUUUGUAGAUGACAUUAUGCUAUCAUUGAAAAUUCUAUUGUCCUUACUUACUCCGAUUAAUGUCCAUCCUACAAGAAUUCAGCAACAUUUCCCUGUAUUAAUUAACCUCUUAACGCCGUUGCAGCUUUCCAUGCUGUCCUGCUUUUAAUGGGCUUAAAGCCAUUGCGGCGGCAUGAAACACCGUAACUGCUUUGAGCCCAUCGCCCGAGGUGUACUCCCCUCCACUGCAAACCUCUUCUGGGGCACUGCCUGACAGCCCAGGCAGUCGUCCCCCCCUCCCCACCCUGGAAAAUUAGGCCCUAGGGGCUAUCUUAUCGCUCUUUCGGAGUCCGUAUAGCUGGGUCAAGCAGUCCCCCUAAUGGCCAGAAAAGGAAAAUAAAAUAUUAGUAAAGCAAAAUAAAAAUAAUCUAUAAUUUUAUAAUGAAUGUAUUUUGAUAUUGAGAUAUAUAUAUAUGUGUAUAUAUAUAUAUCUAUCUAUCUCAAUAUCACAAUACACUUAGAAUAAAAUUACAUAUAAAUACAAUUAAAAUAUAUAUAUAUAUAUAUAUAUAUAUAUAUUUGUAAAAUAAAUCAAUACAUAAAAGAAAGAAGUACUUUAAAGAAAACAAAUAAAAUAUAUGUAAUUUCAUUCUUACUGUAUUUUGAUAUUAAUAUAUAAAUAUUGGUAUCAAAAUACAUUUAGAAUAACAUUCUAUAUAUCUACAAGUAUAGAAAUAAAUAAAAUAAUUGUAAGAAAUAUUUAUAUAUAAUUACAUAACACACAUGCACAUUGAAUUUAAAUAUAUAUGUAUAUAUGUAUGUAAUUUAACAUAAUUUAAGUGAUUUAAUUAAUAAUAAUUUGAGGGACCUGCCUGACGACCCAGGCAUGAAGUCCAAAGCAUUUUAACCCUGUAACUCUCCAUUACAUCAUAAAACCUGUACAUGGGAGGUACUGUUGUACUCGGGAGACUUCACUGAUUACAAAUAUUAGUGUUUUAAAACAGUAAAACAUAUUAAAAUGCAGUUUUUGUGUGAAAAACGCAAAAAAAAUAAAUAUGAACUCUAACUUUGGCCAAUGUUUGUGACUAAAUGACUACUAAAAAAACACUGGACAUAACCCAUUUUGAAUACCCUGGGUUGUGUACUUUUGCAAAUGCUAUGCAAUGGUGAUUAAUUUUCAUUUAUAGGCUGCCAUAUGGUGUCAAUGGCAACAUAACCAAUCUGUGAAAUUUCAACUUGCAAAAACAGAAAUGGGCAAAGGAUAUUUGUCCCUGUAUCUUUCCAAAACACCAAUGGGUGGUACUGUUGUUUUUGUGAGAUCUUACUGAACACAAAUUUGAGUGUUUUAGAACAAUAAAACCUAUAAUGCUGAUAUCAUCACCGUUGAAAGGGCAGUUUAUUUGUGAAAAAUGCAAAAAAAAAACAAAAUGACCGCUGAAUUUGACCACUGUUUAUGUCUAAGUGGCUACUAAAAAAGACUAGACGUAGCCCAUUGUUGCGGUCGCCGGCCUGCCGCGUGGCAUGGACGUGCCCGACCGACACAGCCUCGCCGUCAGCAAGAGCUUACCUGCUCGUCGGUGAGCUGGAAACCGCUCCCCCAGGUCUUCCGGGCGUGGUCGCGUCCAUCUCUAGCUCCAUUCCCGAAAAUUAUAAUAACGUGCGCGUGACGUCACGACGUCAACGCACACGCACGUUUUGGGGUGAGAAGUCGCCCUCUGACCAAUCAGAGCAUAGAGAGGGAUAUUUAAAUCCCUAGCUCUCCCCAGUACCUUGCCCUGUCGUGGUUUCCUGUUCCUGGUUUCCUGAGAGUGCUUUAUCUUUGUGAAUCUGAUUUCCUGGUAUCCUGAUCUUGGCUUUUCCCUGGUUAUUCUGGAUUCUGGUUUCCCUGACUUGGCUUGUGUAAACGGUAUUGUGUAUUUUCUGGCUUCCUUGACCUCGGCUUUCCCUUUGACCAUUCUCUGUCUCUAGCGUUUUAGUCCGGCCAUUCUAAGGUCCGGUUUAUGCUCUGUGCUUUUAUUUUCCUUUUCCUUCUUAUGUAUAUGUUUACAUAGUUUCUGCGUGCUGGACCACACUAGUAGUCGUGACACCCAUCUUGAAUACCAUGGGUUGUCUUUUUUUCAAAUGGUAUACCAUGCUGGCGGUAAGUUUCAUUACUGGGCUGCCAAUAUGGUCUCAAAGGCAAAAUGGGCCAAAUGGUACAACCCAUGUGUAGAUUUUAUGGGGUUUUGGAAAGUUUCAGGGUCAAAUAUACAUCUUGCCCAUUUAUGUUUUUACACCUAGAAAUUUGAAAACGUGAUUUUUUAUUUUUUUUUGUCACAUUUGAGAGAGUAUAACAGCCUGGGUAAUAACAUUUCCACCGUUAUGGCAUACCAUUUUCAAAAGUAGGGAAUCCAGAGUAUUCCAAAUGGGAUAUUGUGAUAUUUUUUGGUCUAACCACUUUAUCAGAAAUGCAGGACCCGUAUAGUGGUCAUAGUUUUUUUCGUGCUUUUUCACACACACACUAACUCAAUUUUCACAGGGCAUUUCAUAUUCCUGAUAUGAGUUAUUGCAGUAAAGCCUCAGUAUUUUAAUUUAAAGGAGUACUAUAGGGUCAGGAACACAAACGUAUUCCUGACCCUAUAGGGUUAAAACCACCAUCUAGCCACACUGGUCCCCUCAUGCCUCCCUAAAUAUAGUAAAUCUUACUUGCAUUCAAGUCUGCAGCUACAUGCUUUGUGCCUGUUUUCUUUAGACCUGCCUGCAGACAUCAGCAGUAGUGGUAGCCUGAUCCAGUCACAAAGUAUUGGCUGAGACUGACAAAGAGGCAGAUCAGGGGCAGAGCCAGCACAAUUCAAAACACAGCUCUGGCCAAUCAGCAUCUCCUCAUAGAGAUUAAUUGAAUCAAUGAAUCUCUACGAGGAAUGUUCAGUGUCUGCAUGCAUUUUGGGCAGCCAUGACCCAGGAAGGAUCUCUAACAGCCAUCUGAGGUGUGGCCAAGGAAGUUAUCACUAGGCUGUAAUGUUAACACUGCAUUUUCUCUGAAAAGACAGUGUUUACAGCAAAAAGCCUGAAGGUAAUGAUUCUACUUACCAGAACAAAUUCAAUAAGCUGUAUUAGUUCUGGUGACUAUUGUGUCCCUUUAGCAUUGUCUCCUGAAUCAUAUAAAAACAGUAGCAUUCUGCUCGCUUGUAAACCUUGAUGUAAACAGUGGUUAUAGCAUGGUGAACGCAGACUGAUACCUGUUAAAGUGCAACUCAUUUCUAUUCUGGAAUAAACAUGAAUCCUUAGCUGGGGCAGUUAUCAUUGGAGGUAUCCAAUAUGGAAAAUAAGUAAAAGGUUAAAUUAAAUUUUAAAAUGUGAGUACAUUACUCUGUGCGUAGUGCAUAUUGCACUGCCUUUGUCUAGAUUUACUAUAGCUGCUGAAGCGGGUCACUGCCCUUUAAGUGGGUAGUGCUGGAUGUGGCAACCUGUAUUGCUUUACCUUCUAAAAAGGAGUCUAUGGAAAAAAUAGGGAGCUUUCAGGUAUGCCUACGUAAAAGCCUAACAAGCUGGGAGGGUUGUCAAGGCUUUAUUAGCUUCCAGAUGUUGAACAUGGGUUGCGCCAGCGGGGCCUGUAAAAACCCCUAACCAAGGGGGAAUGGGGCGAGAAACUUGUUGGGAGGUCCCCGUAUUUAAAUGAAACAGGUAUAGAAUAAUAUAAGGCAAUGGAAAGUAAUAACAAUGAGCAUUAAACCAGACAGAGACCUCCAUCCUAACUAUGACAAACUAUGGCUCGGACGCCUUGAUACUACCUUGUAGUGGCCCAACGGUUAGUGCGGAUGAUUAAGAAGGAAAACAAGAAAACAAAUAACAUGAAAGUCACUAAACUGGCUAGAACAUUAACUAAGCGCUUGUAUAGUCAGUUAAAGGACCACUCUAGGCACCCAGACCACUUCAGCUUAAUGAAGUGGUCUGGGUGCCAGGUCCAGCUAGGGUUAACCCAUUUUUUUAUAAACAUAUUUUUAUAACCCAUUUUUUUAUGAACAUGUUUAUAAAUGGGUUAAUCCAGCCCUCAAAUCCUCUAGUGGCUGUCUCACUGACAGCCGCUAGAGGCGCUUGGGUGCUUCUCACUGUGAAAAUCACAGUGAGAACACGCAAGCGCCCAUAGGAAAGCAUUGUAAAUGCUUUCCUAUGAGACCGGCUGAAUGCGUGCGCAGCUCCUGCCGCGCAUGCGCAUUCAGCCCAGGAGGAGGAUCGGAGGUGGAGAGGAGGAGGAGAGCUCCCCGCCCAGGGCUGGAGAAAGGUAAGAUUUAACCCCUUUCCUCUCCCCAGAGCCCGGCGGGAGGGGGACCCUGAGGGUGGGGGCACCCUCAGGGCACUAUAGUGCCAGGAAAACGAGUGUUUUCCUGGCACUAUAGUGGUCCUUUAAGACAUUUAAGUUACGGAUUCCCAUUUGCUGGAUGGAACAAAUGGUGUCACAUUCCAUACAUCCCAGGCAUGGGUCAUAGCAGGUCGUGCUGCAGCGGGAUGUGGCUCUUGUAUGCUGAGGGCUAUGAGGAAGAUGGAUACGUCCUCCACGGAUGUGGCUUUGUAAGUCUUUUCUUCCUUCGUUACCAACAGAGUCUGGGGUGCUGCCUAGUGGUACGGAAUACCUGCUUCUUUGUGGUGAUGGGUUGCAUGGAUGGGUAGUCAAUUGAGUAUAUUCGAAGCAAGGUCUAGUUACUAGUUGGGUACCUCAGGGGUCUGUACUUGGACCCAUUCUCUUUAAUAUUUUUAUUAGUGAUUUUGCAGAAGAUCUUGAUGGGAAGGUAUGUGUUUUUGCUGAUGAUACAAUUUGCAACAGGGUUGAUGUUCCAGGAGGGAUAAGCCAAAUGGCAAAUGAUUUAGGUAAAUUAGACAAAUGGUCAGAGCUGUGGCAACUGACAUGUAAUUUGGAUAUUGUGCAAGAUAAUGCAUCUUGGGUGUAAAACCCCUAGGGCAAAGUAUAGAAUAUUUGAUACGCUACUAACCUCAACAUCUGAGGAAAGGGAUUUAGGAGUAAUUAUUUCAGAUUACUUAAAGGUAGACAGACAAUGUAGUAGAGCAGCAGGAAAUGCUAGCAGAAUGCUUGGUUGUAUAGGGAGAGGUAUUGGCAGUAGAAAGAGAGAAAUGCUCAUGCUAUUGUACAGAAAACAGGUGAGACCUCACUUGGAGCAUUGUACGCAGUACUGGAGACCGUAUCUUCAGAAGGAUUUUAAUAAUUUGGAAAUGGUUCUGAGUAGGGCCACUAAACUGGUUCAUGGAUUGCAGGAUAAAACUUACCAGGAAGGGUUAAAGGAUCUUAACAUGUAUAGCUUGGAGGAAAAAACGAGACAGGAGGGGAUAUGUUAGAAACCUUUAAAGGGAAUCAACACAGUAAAGGAGGAGACUGUAUUUAAAAUAAGAAAAACUACCACAACAAGAGGAAGUAUUACUUUACUGAGAGGGUAGUGGCAGGGCCGGUGCAAGGACUUUUGCCGCCCUAGGCAAAAGUAAAGUUUGCCGCCCCCCCAUGUGACAUCACAAUGCCCCACCCAUAUGAUCUGCCAUGUUAACUAACGCCAGUGCUGCAGUGCCGCCGUGUUUACAUUAAAAGGCCUGCAGGGACAGGCUAUAGACACCAGAACCACUACAUUAAGCUGCAGUGGAUCUGGGGACUAUAGUGUUUCUUUAAUGUGAGGUAAAUUAGAGAUUAGUGCCAUUACUAAUAUACUAGAUUGCCUACUUACAACCAGAUGAGGAUGAUGAUGGGCUCUAGCUGCAGUCUGGCUCCACUGGUCUGGUGUAGAACAGGCUCUCUGGAGGCGGUUUGUAACUGUGGUCACAAAAAUCAAUGUUCUGGGAGAACGGGAAGCAGCUCCAUUUUUUGGGGGCCCUUUACACAGCUCAAGGUCUGGGUCCCAGGGUCCACCGUCAUGUUCCACCAAUGAGUUUGUUCACAGGGGGUGGAGUGUGUCGGGGUUGUCCUGAUGUGUGUAUGGAAUGCAUUGUGUGAAUCUGUGUUUGUAUGUGUAAGGGCUGCAAGGUGUGUUUGUGUAUGUAUGGGAUGUAGUGUGUGCGUCUGUAAGGGAUGCAUUGAAUGUGUGUAAGGGGUGCAUUGAGUGUGUGUAAUUAAUGCAUUGUGUGUUUCUGUGUGUGUAAGGGAUGCAUUGCUUGUGUCUGUGUGUGUAAUGCAUUGUGUGUUUUUCUGUGUGCAAGGGGUGCAUUGUGUGUGAUUGUGUGUAAUGGAUGUCAAUCUCCCCCUCUCGUCAAUUUCCUUCUCCCCCCUCUCCAAUUUCCUUCUCCCCCCUCUCCAAUUUCCUUCUCCCCCCUCUCCAAUUUCCUUCUCCCCCCUCCAAUUUCCUUCUCCCUCCCUCCAAUUUCAUUCUCCCCCCUCUCCAAUUUCCUUCUUCUCCCCCUCUCCAAUUUCCUUCUUCUCCCCCCCUCAAUUUCUUCUUCUCCCCCCUCUCAAUUUCCUUCUUUUCCUCUCAAUUUCCUUCUUCUCCCCCUCUCUCCAAUUUCCUUCUUCUCUCCCCCUCUCAAUUUCCUUCUUCUCCCCCUCUCCAAUUUCCUUUUUCUCCCCCCCUCAAUUUCCUUCUUCUCCCCCCUCUCCAAUUUCCUUCUUUCCCCCUCUCAAUUUCCUUCUUCUCCCCUCUCUAAUUUCCUUCUCUCCCCCCUCUCCAAUUUCCUUCUUCUCCCCCCCCUCUCAAUUUCCUUUUUUCUCCCCCUCUCCAAUUUCCUUUUCUCCCCCCUCUCAAUUUCAUUCUCCCCUCUCAAUUUCAUUCUCCCCCCCCUCCAAUUUCCUUCUUCUCCCCCCUCCAAUUUCCUUCUCCCCCCUCUCCAGUUUCCUGUAUGCUUCAGUGUGCACUUCGUGUUAGUCCGGCCGGGUACAGGAGACAGAUGCUCCCUGUACCCACGGACCAUACAGAGCUCAGCCACGCUACAGUGAGGGAGUGACAGGAUGGAGCGCUGAGCGCUUCCCUCCUGUCAGCCCCUCUCCUCAUGCUGCGCCCGGGCGGUGCGCCCUCAUGGAUGCACCAGCCCGGGCAAAGCUGCAGCCGCCUGAGGUUCUCUGCAGAGCACUCGGGCGGCUGCAGCAUGAGGUAGGCUGGCGCUCCUGGCGGCGCCCCUUCCCAAGGGGCGACCUAGGCGGCUGCAUAGUUCGCCUAACAGGUAGCGCCGGCCCUGGGUAGUGGACCCAUGGAAUACCCUUUUCAGCUUUAGUGGUAGAGGUUAACACAGUGAGAGAGUUUAAGCAUGUGUGGGAUAGGCAUAAGGCUAUCCUAGACUUAAGAUAAGGCCAGGGACUAAUUAAAAGUAUUUCAAAAAUUGGGCAGACUAGAUGGGCCGACUAGUUCUUAUUUGCCAUCUCAGUCUAUGUUUCUAAGCAUGGGUCUUAUCUGCACUCAUGUUACUUUAUCCUCUGUAUCACAACUCAACUUUGAAUUCUGUGUUUAUUCUUUCCUCAGAAAUGCUUUAGACUUAAAGUGAGGUUCUCCCGAAAGCUUGUCCUUACAAAAUUCUGUUAGUCCAAUAAAAAAAGGUAUUACAAGAUAUGAAUUGUAUCUGUUUUUUACAUCUGCAUCACUGGACUAAUAUGGCUACAGUCUCUUUUAUUUAUGUAUAUAUAUAUAUAUAUAUAUCUGUCAAAACAUGAGACCUCUGACCUGACAGGUGAAGUGAAUUAUAUUGAUUAUAUUCUUAUAAUGGCACCUGGCAAGGGGUGGAAUUUAUUAGACAGCAGUCAGUUCUUGAAUUUCAUGUGUUGGAAGCAGGAAAAUGGGCAAGCAAAAAGAUCUGAGUGACUUUGACAAGGGCCAAAUAGUGAUAGCUCGAUGACUGGGUUAGAGCACCUCCAAAAUGGCAAGUCUUGUAGGGUGUUCCCAGUAUGUAGUGUUUCAUAACCAAUAAAAGGGGUGCAAGGAAGGACAAUCUGAAUCGGCAGCAGGGUCAUGGGCGCUCAAGACUCAUUGAUGCACAUGGGGAGCGAAGGCUAGCCUGUCUGGUCCGAUCAUGCAGAAAAGCUACUGUGCUUAAAUUGCUGAAAAACUUUAUUCAGUACACAGUGUAUCGCAGUACGGUCAGAUUGCACAUGAUGUCCACCGCCAAAAGUGCCUUCAAUUCAUUAAAAUUGGAUCUUGGAGCAGUGGAAGAAGGUAUCUUGGUCUGAUGAAUAACAUUUUCUUUUAGGUCAGGUGGAUGGCCGGGUGUUUGUGUGUAGUUUACCUUUGGAAAUUGUUGGAAGUUGUCUCUUUCAGCAGGAUAAUGCACCGUGCCACACUGAAAAAAAUGUUCAGGAAUGGUUUGAGGACAUGACAUUUAGUUCAAGGUGUUGCUUUGGCCUCAAAAUUACCCAGAUCACAAUCCUAUAUAGCAUCUGUGGGAUGAGCUGGAACAACAAAUCCGAUCCAUGGAGGCCCCACUUUGCAACUUGCAGGACAUAAAAGAUCUGCUGCUAUGUGGUGCCAUGUAGCAAAGGACACGUUUAGAGGUCUUGUGGAGCCCAUGACUCAACAUAUCACAGCUGUUUUGUCCGUUUGAGGGAGAUCUACAUUUUAGGUUUUAAUGCGUGUGUGUGUGUGUGUGUGUGUGUGUGUGUGUGUGUAUAUAUAUAUAUAUAUAUAUAUAUAUAUAUAUAUAUAUAUAUAUAUAUAAUGUGUGUGAAUAUAAAUUUAUAUAUAUAUUUAUAAUGCCAGAGUAUUGGAGUAUGCAAUGAUAUUUUUUUUUAUUGGACUAACAAAAUAUUUCAAAGAAAAGCUUUAGAGAGUUUUCUUCUCUUCCACAGGUCUUGAUGCAAUACUGAUAAAUCAUAUAGAAAUAACUCUAUCAGAUUAAUCCGUAUUGCUUCAGACCCGAGGAAGAGAUGAAAACUAUAUAUUAUGUAAGUCCAAUAAAAUACUGCAUACUGCAAUACUCUGGUAUUUUGGCAUCUUGUCUACAGCCUAAUAUCCACCUGUUUAUUUUAAUUAUAGCCCUUAACCCUGCUCUUUUCAUGAAAUUGCCCCCACCAGUAAUUUGUCACACCUCCAUGUACUCCCUGUAUUUUAUUAAUCACUGGGUAGCAAUAACUGUGGGAUAAGCAUGGUGGGUAACGGCAGAAGUGAGGUGUAAAACUUAUAUGGGGGUCAUAUUGAUCCACAUAGGAUUCUUUGAACUAGUUUUGUCAUUGGCUGCUAGUGCUGCUAGAUACCGUUUUCUAAAUUCAAACUCAUAUUUAUUGGCUUUUGAUAAGCCUUUAACAGUAGUUUAAUCGAUCCAAACCAUUAAAUGGGUUAUCGAGCACCAUUUUACUGCUGAUAAAAGUGAUCUCUAAUCAAGGUCCUAGUCUCGAUUUCUCAAGACUAAAAUAAAUAAAUAAUUUACAUUUGUAAGAGACCGCAGAGUUACUUUUCCAGAAGUGGAAUUAAAUGUUUCUAAGUUUAUCAUAGGAAUCUAAGGUCCAAGUGUGCUUGUAUAGUCUGUAUUGUUCAGUCCCUUUUGUGUUUUUGUACCUGAAAAUGUGACUUUAUUUUGAAAACCAAUUUUAAUGCAUUUUGUAUGUAAAAUUAACGUUGUCAUUGUCUCAGGUUGCUAUAAGAGAUGAGGAUAUUGCAGUAUAUUUCUCCAUGGAGGAAUUUGAGUAUUUGGAAGAACAUAAAGAUAUUUAUGACAAUGCGAAGUUGGAGAUUCAUCAACCUCUCCAUUCAACGGGUAAGAGGGAGCUAUAUUUUCACUCAUGUUACAGAUAGUCACUUUAGGAUUUUUAUUAGUACUGAAAUCCAAAGUGACAUUUAUGGAUUCUGUCUUGGUCCUCCAUCUUGGUCCUCCAUCUUUGUCCUCCAUCUUUUCUUAAUAGACUGUAAUAAAAAAUAAAAAAAAGAGGGGGGGGGAAUCAGGCCUGUUCAGCUGCCUACAUCCUUUUUUAGAGUAUUUUGUUAGUGGGUAGUUUUCCUUUGUCUCUAUGCAGUUCUGACUUCUCACAAAGGCAGAACAUAAAAGGUUCCAAAACAAGAAAUAAAAUGUCAUUGCUGUUUUUUUCCUUAUACUUUUACUUUUUAAAUUUAAUUUUAGCUUUGUAAUUAUCCUUGGAUCAUGUUCCACUAGCCAGUGGCAAGUGAAAAUGAUGUCUGGUGAGUAUACCAUAGACUCUCCAUGCUUACAGUGGCAAGUGACUUAAAGGGCCUGUCUAGUAGUAUAGGACUUAAAAUUUAAAGCCGUGCUUGGGACACUUUUUGUCUCUGUGUGUCUCGCGCUCUCUCUCUCGAUAUAGAUAUACAGGUAUUUGUAUUCACAUUCACUUCAUAAAAAGUUUUAUUUAUACCCAUUUAAGCAUAACAACUCACCAAAGUAUUGUAAUCUGUUUGCAGUGUGACAAAUGAGAAACUCUGCAAGCUCAAACCUGUUUUUUCUUUACAUUUACAUUUUCCAUUGACCAACACUUGUGAAAAGAUAUGUCACUGUCUUUGACCGUAGGCUAAAAACUAUAAUGCUCAUAAGUGUGGUUCGUAGCACGGUGCCAAGCAUCCAUAUGGGGAUUCAUUAUUAACUUGGUAAAUCUAGUUCAUAACAGACAUCAUCCUUCUAUGUUUCCUUAUUAGUGGAAGCGAUUACAGACUUCAGGUGGAAGGGGUUUUCAAUCACAACUUUUUCCCCACCAUAACCUUUUUUGUUUUUGCUUCCCAAGCACUAUCAAGCCUCAAUAGCAAAACUGUAACCAACCUCAUGCUGAUGAUUUGCAUUAACAAUGAAACAGCUGUCCAUGAGUGGUUCACUGGCUUUGCAUCUUUUCCUAAGUUGUCCUUCAAAGCUGUUGUAUACAGCAAACACAGACUCAAUGGAAUCCAGGUUUAAAAUGUGAUUCUUUGUUCAACUAAUUUGCAUUUUCCCACCUAGAAUUCUUUGCGGUAGUAACAUCACUGCAAAUUUGUGAUUUCUGUGGGGAAAGCAAGUCUUAUGGCAUGACUGGUGUGCAGAUUUUUGUUUAACAUUGUAUUAACUAUAUAUAUGAUCUUGAUAAAGACCUGCGGGUCGAAACGUCGAUUUUGUUUAAACACCGAUAAAAUCUACUAAAACAAGUCCUCUGGAGUGCUCUUCUCAUCAUUUUUCUAUAUAUAUAUAUAUAUUAUGCACAAAACCACAUGUCUAGAUGCCAGAUGGUGCUGCCGUUUUUUUUUUUUUUUUUUGUAAAACCUGUUUUUUGUAAAUAUUCAUAUGACUCCAACAACUCUAAAUUCAGAUGUAUAUUGAUGAACGCAAUAUUCAUUUUAAAUAGAAAAUAUGACUUUGUGAACAUGCCGUUAUCUCUCUGCCAACACCUAUACCAAUAGAAAUCUUAAGUUUAUCCAUUUUAUUUUAUUCAUAUUCCUGCUUUCAUGGCGCAGUUUACUAGAAUUGUAUACAAUGACAUCAGAAUUACAUUUUUAUUCAGUGUGUUAUUUUGAGAGUACUAUAUGGUGUUUGUGAGAGAAAUGCAUAGUUUUUAAUACAUGGACAAUCUGUUGGGCUUAGUUUCUAUAGACAUGUGGAAGGUUCCAUUGAGGUUAAAUGCUGAAUCCAGCCAUCAUAGGAAUUGCAUUGUGGGAUUGACUAAGCACAGUGGCAUGGGUUUUAAUUGUUAAUUUGUGAACCUGAAAUUUUUAGAGAAACAGUCACCAUGACUGUUUAAGCAGCAUUUGUAUUAUAAAUGCUGCUCAGAUUGAGUCUCUAAAAAAAAUAAAUGACCAGAUUUUGCAAUUACUAUCACGACGUAUAGUCAAUAUAUUAAUUAGGGUAAAACAGAAGGUAAGGGCAGCACCUAGAAUGUCCUUAAGGAGGUAUACGUAGCGACAAAAGGAGAAACAGAAGGAACUUGUUACAGAUUGGUACCCCCGUUAUAAAUCUCUCCCAGAACACACACGGCAAAUAGUGAACAUAGCUCACGCUCUGUCGAGACUUGAUGAAGGGUAAAACAACUGAUUUUAUUGGAAAAAUACAGGUUUAUAUACACAGAUCACCAGCAUGGGGUCUCUAUUCAACACACAGUAAGCUCGCCUAGGCACCUCCUUGUCUGAGAGAAAAUUGUGUCAGUUCUCGGUUAAACUUAUUAUCUCCCGGAUACAGAGAGCACAAUAUAGAAAAACUCCAAAACAUGCAUAAAAUAACAUUGUACCCCCACAUGUUGUGUAUACCUGGAUAAGUCUGUUCUGAGUGCCCAUUCUUUCAAAAAAGUGCUCGGCUCCAUGGGAUAUGGUCCAAACGCCACAGGGUUAACACCCCCAAAAAUAGUUCCAUGCAGCAAGUGCCGCAUGCAGGUCUUUUAAAAGAAGCUCUACCUGCUCGAGGCAGGGGAGCUCUCUCCUGCUUGUAGGGAGAAAUUGGUUGUCCUGAUGGUCCAUUGGGAUUGGUGGCCCUCCCGGUCCAUUGGGAAGGGGUUGAAAAUAAGGGGCCAAUAUGAUUGGAUCGAGGCGCUGAAAGUAGCUGAGCCGGAGUCCCAUUGCAAACACAGGUAGCUCCUGCUGGUAGUGUUUGAUUAGUCUGACUCUCUGACAGCUGUCAACGGGCAAGGGAAGGGGCGCUGGCUGGGACAAACCUUGUGAAGCGGGGCAAAAUGGAGGAAAAUAGUCUGGAACGAUGAAUUAUAGUCUUUUGUUGAACAGGUUCUUUACAUUGCUCCCCCAGUUCAGUGGCUUGGCAUACCCUGCUAGACCCCUAUGGGUCAGCUUGGGGAUGUCUGAGGAAGAGAAAGUUAGCUUUCCAGUUUGGUUUGUUAGGACAACCAAUCUGCAUUGGCAUUUUGUUUGCCUGGCUGAUACUGAAUCAUAAAGUUGUACAGGUUGGGCUACCUCUCAGUAGUCUGGAGUUGUCCCCGGCUACUCUGAGCCAGAUGAGAUUGUGGUCCAUCAUGAUGGUGAAAGAGCACUCAUACAAGUAGAGCUGUAGCUUCUUGAGCGCCCACACCAGUGCCAAACAUAAUUUUUUUCCACGGUGGCAUAAAUGUCUUUUGGGGGAAAAGUUUUCUGCUGAAAUAUGCCUCCGCCAUCCCUACAUGACGUUUGUCCGGCCAUAAGGUUAAUCCAGCUGAACGGAUCCUGUCGAGCACGAGCAAGAUGUGCUUGAGGUGUGCUUUCCAUGUGUGACUGAAUAUGGCAAUGUCAUCCAGGUUCGCACAUGUGAAGUCCUGAAAUAUCUCCAGGAGCCGGUCGGCUAUCCUUUGAAAAGUAGCCAGUGUUCUUCAUCCCAAAAGGCAUGACCCUGAAUUGAUGUUUAUCCAAGUGACAAAAACAAUGUGUUUAGGUGAGAUAACCAAAAAGAGCUAAAGAAGCUUGGAAUAAACUAGUACUGUGAUUAGACUUAUUAACCAGCAGAUGUCACCAAAACGAAACUCCCAUUACAUGUAUGGGCAAAAAACAACAACAUGAAAACAAAUGAUAGUGUAGACAGUUUAAAUAUGUAGUUCCACAAAAGUAUAUAUUACAGCUCAAUACAAAUAUAUUUAAUGAUAUAUCAACAUGGGUAUUUAUUUUAAAAAGUUCAAUAGUUAAUCUUUAUAAAGUGCAAAUCAAUUUUUUUAUUUUUAUUACAAUUCAGUGAAAUAAAACGAACAAGUGAAAUAAAACAAAAGAACACAGUCUCUUACAAGAUAGUGUUGUGAGUAGAUACAGCAUACACCGUUACUCACUGCCAAGCUUGAUAAGUAAGGUGCAUCCAGUUAUGGAUUCCGGCGGUCGGGUCGAAAUGACUGUUGUGUUUAUAUUGCGGUCAAUUAAAUUCCACAGUUCUCCGCUUACAGGACGAGCUCCAGAAACUCCGCACCCCACGUUUGACGUCAACGCGUUUCGCCAGGUGGUGCCGGCUUCCUCAGGACAUGAUGCCUUUAUCUCCAUCUUGGAGAAGGGUAUUUGAGGACUCAGUCAAUCCUAUCUAGUUGUUCUGAUUGGUGUGUCCGAAAGUGUCUCAUUUAUAUAUCGCUAUUUCUUUGCAGUGAAUCCUUAAUCUCAAAUCAUUUGUAAGAUCAGUCUUUGCUUAAUAGAAUAUAAUGCAUAGUACAUAUUUUCAUAAUAUUAAGUAAAUCAUAUAAGUUAUAAAACCUACCCAGUCGUUUAGUUUGUUGUAGUCAAUACAGAAGCAGGUCGUACCGUCCCGCUUCAGUACUAAGACUACCUGCGAAGCCCAGGGGCUUUGGGAAGGUUCUAUUACUCUUUUUGGGGGGUUUUUUUAAUUGCAAAUUUGUCAAAUGCAUUGCUUCAUAGGCUGGCACUGAAACAAGUUUUGCUUUACAUUAUAUAAAAAAAAUAAUUAUUAUAUCAAGAGUUUCUGUAGAAAACACAAUAAGACCCCCAGAGACCAUAUUAGUCAGUACCUUGCAUGCAAUGUUAAUGCAUAUACAAUUAUUAUUGAUUUUUUUUUUUUUUUUGUAUAAAUUACAAAACAAAAAACACUCAAACAAGAAACAUAUAAAACCUAAAGAAACAUACAUUUGGGAGAUGUCUAAAUAAUACUAAAUUGAGGUAAUACACAGAUUCACAAAAACAUACACCUUAAUAAUAAAGUGCUUUAUUACAGCGAGAAGUAAAACAGGAGAGAGGAAGAGGGGACCCAUAGGGAAUGUAGGCCUAUAUCCCAUCAAUUUACCUCCUCUAUUAUAUUGAUCUUGCCACUGUCCCCAUGCUCGGGUAAAUUUAUCCAUCGUACCUGUGGCGAAACCAACCUCGCCACUGUACAUUGGAGAAGCCUGGUUGCUCGCCUGCUCCCUUUAGACUAUGGCCCUGCAGUUCAGACCUGUUAUUUUCCCUGCUGAAAGGUUUAUUCAUGCCUUUCUGCCAGGGUGUUCGGUAGCUACAAACUACCGAACGAUGGACCACCUGGAAGCUGGAGUGUGCCGUCAAUUGACCACCCAGAAGCUGCGGUUAACCACAGCUUAAUUGAUGAACGCUGGGAGGCCUUUGUUCGGUUGCCGAACACGUGGCAGCGGCCAUUUUAUCUCCCGAACGGCCAGCGGUGUUCAGCGCCUAAACUAUGGAACUGAAAACGGACACUUAAUUGCGCGAACACCGCUGAGCCGCCAGCCUCCUUCCCUUCCCAUUCGAGAGCGGAACCGAAUGACUGUUCAUUCGGUAGUGUAACCGGAUGAACAGCAUCACCCAGAUAGCUAAGCCAUGGAGCCUGUUCAUGUAACGAAAAGACUAUGUGAAGGACUUUGGCUCCAUGGCGAUUGAACUGUAUGUAUGUGAUCUGAGCGCCAUUCUGGGGAUAUGUAGAACGUAUAUGUUUUAUGUACUGAAUGUAACUGUAGGUAAUUUUAUGUCUUUUACUGUUUUACUGCCAUGUGGUUAAUGGAGUUUUUCCUCUGUCUUUGGAGAUAAUUGGAUUACUUCCCAAUUAUCUCCAAGGCAGAAAGGAGGGAUUGUGAUGCAUUGUGGAAUGGUUAAAAUGUGUAAGUCUGUGAUUGGUCCUUUUACCUUUUGUGUCCCAGUCUCCCACUUGGUCCCCUACGGGAGUGUCCACCAGGUGGGAGACCUGCAUAAAAGCCGGAGAGUUAGCCCCAGUAAAAGAGUUCCUGCUUAACCCUCAAAGUGAAGUGUCGUCUCAUUAUUGGGGGAGGAUUUAUUGUAUGCUGUUAGAGACUGAUUGCCAGGAGUGUAAGCCGCUUGGGGGCUUUUCCUGUUCGUCUGCUAGCAGCUAUUCGUGUGUCUCCAGUUCGGGAGUUUGGAGUGCUACUUGGUAUGCAGUUCGGGAGUUGGUGAAUUCGUGGGUUUGCAGUUUGGGAGAUUGGUGCUUGCAGUAGUUGUCUGUGCAGCUGAAAAGGGGGAAUAUCGCCUAAACGGUUUUUAUCCUCUUGUGGGCAAAACAGUCCGUUACAGUACCCAUGAUUUUAAGUGCCAUUUCCUUGUAUCUUUUGGUACGGUUUAUUUUCUCUGUAACGUAAUCUCAAAACAGGGAAGGAGUGGGGAGAACGUGUUGACGUGAGGUGGGCGUGUCGAGGUUGCGUCAGGGAAGGAGGAGGCCAGCCACGAGAACGCCAGCAAGUGAAAGUAGCAUGGUGUUAAACAACAAAUUAGAAAGCAGCGUAUGAUUCAACAGAGAGGUGAAAGUCACUUACAGGUUUUUUUAGAGUCUCAGGUUUCCGAAAAGAGCGAUAUCAGAGUGCCGAGGAGAGAGAGGGAACACUUUCUUUUUGCUUAUUAUAUUAUUAUAUUUUAUCCAUCAAGAGAAUAGCCAGUUACCUACCAAGAAUCAAGAGGUAAGGAUAUAUGUAAAUACUGGUGAAGGUAAUUUGGUGUGUAUAUACAUUAGUUGAUUUGUUGGUUGAGCUGUUGGCUGCAAAUAAAUAUUGAGUAAAUAUUUAGUUUUUACUGGACAAUUUACAACUGAUGGCUAGAUAAAGAGAUAUAUCUGUCAAGUAAUCACUAGCAGCAGUGCCACCCGAUGCUUCAUAGCUUCCCAGAAGUGCCGAAAGUGCUCCACAAGUCACUGUAAGAAUCGCUCUAUGGAGCAACAGGGGGACAGUCCUGAUUGUGUAUCGUCUCGAGCAAGACGCCGCCGCCAUUUUGUUUCAGGUAGCUUGCUUCGAGUGAGUUGCCAGUUAGGCCUGUAGAUUGCGUCUAGGAAUUCUCUGCCAGAAGAAGUGGUUUUAUCAGAGUCCAUACAGAUGUUCAAACCGCUACGAGAUGCAUACUUGCAAAAACAGAAUAUUCAUGGAUAUAAUCUUUCAAUGUAGGGUAAUAACUGCUUGAUCCAAGGGUAAAUCUGACUGCCAUUCUGGGGUCAAGAAGGAUUUACUUUCCUAGCUUGUUGCUUCAAACUGGGUUUUUUUGCCUUCUUUUGGAUUAACAGCAAAAAACAAAUGUGAGGAAUGCUGAACUUGAUGGACACAAGUCUCCUUUCAGCUAUGUAACUAUGUAAAAGUGGCACAUUUCAAAACAUAUUAUUAGCAUCUUACACUUGAGAAUCACAAAAUAAAUUAUUUUAUAACACUUUUAAAGUUAUUAUAUAUUAAUGGGUUAGGAUAGUGAUUGGGCAUCACAGAAUGAAUACAGAGGAAUAUAGAAAUUGUCUUUCAAUAUAACUAUGAUCAAAGGCAUAAUCAAUUUUGAUGAAUUACCUUUUUGGUAUAACUUUCAAAUAUAAUGGGAAGUACAGGAAAUUGAAAAUGGCAUCACAUAUAUUGUCUUUAAUGAUAAUUUUAGCCUAAUUUUCCUUCCUGUUAAUUUGAUAGGAAAUACAAGGGACCCUAUCGGAAUGAAACAGGUCCCUUGUAUUAUUAAUUUAUUUAUUUUCUUCUCCUUUUCCUCUCUUCUUUAUGUCUUAAUAGAGAAGGUAAAUGAUAGAGAGAAAAUGGAAGUAUGAUAAAUAUUCUUUAGAUACUUCUCUUUAUGACGAUGAGCAAUCCAAGCCACAACAUAAAUAUUCUGGCUGGGCUUCUCUAUCAUUUGAUAAUUCAAUAAAUAACAUAUAGAUAGGCGUAUACCUACACUUGAACCUCCCAUAUAAAAGGACAAUUGUGGUUUGUUUUUUUUUGGUUUUUUUUAUCCUUUCCUGUUUGGCUGGGAAGUUCAAGUUCAUUGAAUGCAUUGAUUUGAUUUUUUGCUGGCAUAAUCCUAAAACAUAACCGCUUACGAGAUUAUUCUUUUUUUUUUUUUUGGUCUUGUAGGUAGUAGGCAAAUACUUUCAAAGGGGGAAAACUUUGUUUCCCCCCUGGAGACCAUAGGGAGGCGUUUAUCAGGCCCUGGGGAGAUAGCACAGCUAAGCGGACAAGGGCACAUGUAGGAGUGUGGGGAUAGAUGCAUGGGAUUGGUUUAAAAGAGUGUGUGGGUGGGAUUAUGUUCUGUGUAAGUUAGUGUGGGGGAGGUCUUACCUCAGUGCCAUUUGGGAUUCGGGCCAGCAAACAGCUUCCUGUCCUGCAGCUCCUGUUUGCCUGGGCCUGCAGAUUUACACAGCUUGAGGGAUGGAGGUUGAGGCUUUCUGGCUUCCCUCAGAGCUGCUGCAGCGUGGAUAGUGGCCAGCGACUCCUGAUUCAGGUGAUAUCCUCUCCUGGAUCCUCUCCCCUGGGUGGCUGCCGGUGUGGGUGCUCCCCCCUGCGGCCUGUCUCCAUCUGGGGCCUUCCCUGUGGCCCCUGCUCCCCUCUCCCAUGAUGGCUGCCGGUGUGGGUGCAACCCCCCCGCAGCCUGGGCCCUUCUGGGGCCUUCCCUGUGGCCCCUGCUCCUGGGGGCCGGCAUUAGGGGGGGCACAGGUUCAUUUGAGGGUACCCUGUCACUCCUCCCCGGGCCCGGUUGAGGUGGGAGCCUGGGCCUGAGGCAUCACCAGGCCUGCGUGUCUGGGGGCUCCAGACACGCGGCCUGCAACUUUCCUGAGGAUCCGCGGCCUUCAUGGGCUGUGCGCGGAAUCACGGCCUACCCGGCCUGCAACAACGGCUGGGGGCAGUGGUAGGCUGGCCGCACGUUCCCGACGGCGUGCGGCCGCCUGGCGGUCGUUUCUAAUCCCCCUGUGGCUCGUGGGAUGGUGGGGCUGUGUGAAGGGCCCCCAACGGUGAGGAGGCCCGGUGGGGCCGCGCGGGUUACUCCAGCACCCCACUGUUCGUGACCAGGGGGCCCUCUAGUGGUCCGGGAGCCUCCUCUGCCGGUGAGGUAGGCUCCCUUUCAUCUCUCUCCCCUGUCCUCCCCCCCCCAUGUCGCUUCGUUCCAUGGGUCCCCCUGGUGUCUGUUGGGGGGCCCGGCUUGAUCGGGGAGCCCCCUCUGGCUCCUUCCGCUUUCUGCCCCUACCCCCACCUGCUGGGUCCUUCUCCCCCCCCCAGUUUCUUUUCCCUCCUUGGUUGGCUCCUUGUUCCUGGAGGGUCCCCCUCUGCUCUCCUCUCCUUCCCCUGCUCUCUCUCUCUGGGUGGAUCUUGUCCCCCCCCUCGUCCCUCUCCCGACCCCCCCCCUGUGUGUCCCUGUUCUAUGUGCCCCUUCCUCUAUGUGUCCCUUCCUCUAUGUGUCUCCCUACUCUGGCUGUAUGGUCCCCUUUUCUAUGUGUGUGUGUGUAUCUAUUCUGUGUGUGUGUGUCCCUAUUCUAUGUGUGUGUGUCCCUAUUCUGUGUGUGUGUCCCAGAGGCUAGGCAGUGGUUGGGGGGCCAGUGAAGUGGGGUCCUCGUGUCGUUCUAGCACGAGGGCUCGGGUUGCCCAUCCUGUCUCCCACGUUUUCAUGCAGGCGUUCUGUCGGGAUAAGGGACAUGGGUGCUCUACAUGCAGGCUCUCUUCGGUCCAUAUGAGAAUUCCAUCAGGUGGUGCGGGAGCUGCUUACCAUUUAAACCUUAAUCGGUAGUUUCCUCCCGAACAGCCAGAGCCCAGUGAAUAUAGCCCUCCGUUCGGUAGUUAUAGUAGACGAAUUCCCAAUUGUAAAUCCAAUAGUGUUCCUGGAUAAUUCCCACAGUAAAACACACGAACUCCCAAACAGCAUACGUAGUCAGAAUAAGGGUACAAAGAUGAACUGUUUAUUGGCACACAAAGAACCUUCUUUUAUGCAGGUCCCCAUGCAAAGGGACAUCCCACAGGGUGGGACACAGUACAACCAAUCACACAAUGGUUACAUCCCACACAUCCCCUCCCCUUAGCCUGAGAGGUAACCCAAUUAUCAAUACAUUUUAAAACACACUUUUUACCCAACUUUCAUAACUCCAAAACCAUACAUCCAAUAUUAAUCAGCACAUCCCAAAUACAAACAUACCCAAAAAUCAUGCAAAUCCUUCCAUUAGUUCAAAAGUUAGUUAGAAGUCCUUUGUGACCCAAAGGAAGCAUGGCUUUUCUGCCCAAACCAGUUCCCACUGGUCUGGCAGUGUCCCUGGGACAACUCCCUGCUUGAGAACAAUAGACAGGAAACGGGGGAGGGGAAGAAACACACCUUCCCGUGGAUUUCAAUGGGGAAGAAACUGUCUUUAGAAGCCAAUAAGCCCCAAAGUUUGGAUGUAUAAAGGGGUGACAGGGUGGUCUGCAUUCGGUAGUUUUACCUACCGAAUGCCAUAGGGAAACAUUGCUAUUAACACAAAUACAAAGAGGGCAUACACAGUUAAAAAAAAAAAAGGCAUUUCUUCACAUACCAUUCCUUUUAUUAAUUUUGUAGCCCGCAUCUGCACUUUUUCUAGUGCCAUAAUAUACUUCUUUAGAACAGGUGCCCAAAAUUGCACAGCAUAUUCAAUAUGUGGUCUUACCAGUGAUUUAUAAAGAGGCACAAUUAUAUUCUUGUCUCGAGAAUGAAUGCCCUUUUUCAUGCAUGACAAUACCUUAUUGGCCUUGGCCACUGCUGAUUGACAUUGCACAUUGUUGCAUAGUUUGUUGUCUAUAACAAUUCCCAAGUCCUUUUCAUGUGUUGUUAUCCCUAAUUCGCUUCCAUUAAGGGUAUACGUUGCUUGUGUAUUCUUUACGCCGAAGUGCAUAACUUUGCAUUUUUCAACAUUAAAUUUCAUCUGCCAUUUGAGUGCCCAGUCCCCCAGUCUAUCUAAAUCCCUCUUCAGCAAAGUAAUAUAUUGCUCACGUAUUAUUUUACAGAGUUUUGUGUCAUCUGCAAACAUUGAAUAUGAAUUCUUCAAGAUAAUUUAUAAACCUGUUAGGGAGUCCCAGAACAGACCCCUGAGGGACACCACUUGCCACCUCUGUCCAGCUUGAAAAUUUACCAUUAACAACAACUCUUUGUACUCUAUUUUUAAGCCAAUGUUCUACCCAAGAAAAAGUAUUUUCAUCUAGACCAAUUUCCUUCAGUUUGAACACUAAUCUAUUGUGUGGAACUGUAUCAAAUGCCUUGGCAAAAUCCAAAUAGAUCACAUCCACGGCAACACCCUGAUCUAUACUUCUAAUUACUUCUUCGUAGAACGCAAUCAAGUUAGUUUGACAUGACCUGUGCUUCAUAAAAUCAUGCCGAUUUUUGCUGAUAACCAUGUUCUUCUCAAGGAAUUCUUGAAUAUUAUCCCUUGAUAACCUUUCAAAUAUUUUCCCAGCCACAGAAGUUAAGCUCACAGGUCUAUAAUUUCCAGGCAAGGAUUUUGAACCCUUUUUGAAUAUCUGCCUUCCUCCAAUCCUCGAACACUUCCUGAAAGAAAAGAAUCUUGAAAGAUUAAAAACAGAGGUUCACUUAUUUUUACACUUAGUUCCUUAAGUACUCGCGGAUGGAUACUGUCAGGCCCUGGAGCUUUGUUUAUAUUAACUUUCUUUAGUUGCUGCAGCACCUUGUCUUGAGUUAACCUAUUACAAUUAUUCUGCAAGUUUUUAGUAUCAAUCAUUUGCACAUCUAUUGCCAUGGGUUUUAUUAUAUAAUCACUGAAUUUUUAUUUAAAAAAAAUAAAUAUUUUAUUAAUGACACUGAGGUGAGUAUAUCGUUCGCCUUCUGUAUUUUCUUGAGCAGCAAAGACAGAAUGUAGAAAAAGAAUAUAAAAUAAUUAAAACGUAAAGUAGUGUGGGGCAGGGGAGGGCUGGAAUCAUUAGGCCUGGGGGGCAAAUCCAGUCAAGUGGCCCAUUGCACCACCAAAUCAGCUCACCAUCCAUGCAAACCUUUUCCUGGUUUAAUAAAGGAUAUUGAUGUUAUGCUAAUCAAUAGCUCUUUUCCAUACCCAAUCUGCGGUGCCAUUACGCAGCGGCACUCUGACCUUUCUGAAACUGUUUCAGAAGCUGGUUCCUGCUGGGGGACCUGCAGAUCUAGGAUUAGAUUAAAUUGAUAUGGUAAACGGUGUUCCUUUAAAAAUAAACAAUAGGUCUACAUCUCACAUAAUUAAAAAAUUGAAUACAUAGGUUUUUUUUAUUUUUAUUUUGCAUGGGAUGAUGAGAAGGUAGAAAGUCAUUGACUCCUUCUGCUCUCCCUUCCUUUCCUUUUGCUCUCCUACUGCUCUGCUUUCCCCUCCUUUCCCUUUGCUCUCCUUCUGCUUCCCCUCUUUUCAUUUUGCUCUCCUUGAGCUUUCCCCCCUUACCUUUUUCUUUCCCCUUCUUUCCUUUUGCUCGCCUGUUUUUCCCUCCUUUCCUUUUGCUCUCCUUCUGCUUUUCCCUUCUUUCUUUUUGCUCUCCUUCUGCUUUUCCCUCCUUUCCUUUUGCUCUCUUUCUGCUUUUCCCUCCUUUCCUUUUGCUCGCCUGUUUUUUCCCUCCUUUCCCUUUGCUCUCCUUCUGCUUCCCCUCUUUUCAUUUUGCUCUCCUUGAGCUUUCCCCCUGACCUUUUUCUUUCCCCUUCUUUCCUUUUGCUCGCCUGUUUUUCCCUCCUUUCCUUUUGCUCUCCUUCUGCUUUUCCCUUCUUUCUUUUUGCUCUCCUUCUGCUUUUCCCUCCUUUCCUUUUGCUCUCUUUCUGCUUUUCCCUCCUUUCCUUUUGCUCUCCUUCUGCUUUUCCCUCCUUUCCUUUUGCUCUCUUUCUGCUUUUCCCUCCUUUCCUUUUGCUCGCCUGUUUUUCCCUCCUUUCCUUUUGCUCUCCUUCUGCUUUUCCCUCCUUUCCUUUUGCUCGCCUGUUUUUCCCUCCUUUCUUUUUGCUCUCCUUCUGCUUUUCCCUCCUUUCCUUUUGCUCUCUUUCUGCUUUUCCCUCCUUUCCUUUUGCUCUCUUUCUGCUUUUCCCUCCUUUCCUUUUGCUCUCCUUCUGCUUUCCCCUCCCCUCUCCCUCCUUUUGCUCUCCUUCUGCUUCCCCCUUUCAUUCCUUUUGCUGUCCCCUCCUUUCCUUUUUUCUCUCUUCUGCUCUCCUUUUGCUCUGCUCUCCUCUGUUUUUGCUCUCUUUCUGCUCUGGUCUCCUUUACUUCUACUCUCCUUUUGCUCUGCUCUGGUCUCCUUUACUUCUACUCUCCUUUUGGUCUGCUCUGGUCUUUCCUUCUACUCUCCUUUUGCUCUGCUUUGGUCUCCUCUCCUUUUGCUCUGCUUUGGUCUCCUCUCCUUUUGCUCUGCUUUGGUCUCCUCUCCUUUUGCCCUGCUUUGGUCUCCUCUCCUUUUGCUCUGCUCUCCUCUCCUUUUGCUCUGCUUUCCUCUCCUUUCCUUCUCCUCUCCUUUUGCUCUGCUCUCCUUUUCUUCUCCUCUCCUUCUGCUCUCCUUUUCUUUCCUUCAGCUAGUCUACUUCUCUCUUUUUCUUUUCUCCUUCUUCUGGGCACCGCAGGGAGGGGUUGUGUUGCGGUGUGACAUCAUACUCUGCAAUUAGCUGGCAAUCGGCACUAUCCGUGUAUCAACAAGACGCGGAUUGGCAAAUUGCCAGAAGAUUUAGCAUGCAGAAGGAGGGGACUGCAGCAUGGAUGGACCCCAUGUGAGGGGUUUCAUGUUGUAUUAGUAGCGCAGUGGCAUGGAAGGCUUACAUUAUAUUUUUGUAUUGGGAAAGACUGCUGGCAGUAAGUUAAUAUUGGUGAAACACUGCAGCUUUACAUUACUAAAUUUAGGCGGCCGUAAGGCCCAUUUUAAUGCGACGGCUGCCUAAAUCGCCUAAUUAGAGAGCCGCCUCUGGCCAAGAGAUCCUGUCUCUGCCUCUGUGGCAAGCAAGCAUGAUAUAGGGCGGCCUCAGUGCCAUCUUAACAGCAUUAUGGGCCCCCGGGCAAAGCAGUGCACUUGGGCCAUGCCUACACAACAACUCAUAGGAAUAAAAAUUAAAAUUAUCGAUAAAGUUAAGCUUAUAUAUUGGUGCCUCCAACAAAUGCAAUACGCACACACCGACUGCUGAAUACGCACACACCGACUGCUGAAUACGCACACACCGACUGCUGAGUACACACAGACAGACUGCUAAAUACAUACACAGUCCGCUGAAUACUCACAAACACACACAGAGACUGCUGAAUACACCCAGACUGCACACUUUGUGUGUAGGGGUGCAGUGUGUGUGUGGGGUGACGUGUACGAGGGUUGAUGUGUGUGUUGUGUAAAAGGGGUGCUGUGUGUGUGUGGAAGGUGCUGUAAGUGAGGGGUGUGUGAAGUGCUGUGGGUGGUGUUUGUGUGUUGCAUGUGGGAGGGUGCCUGGAGCAAAUGUUUUCUUUUUUUUUCUUUUUUAUUCUAAAUGAUUUUUAACAUCUAAAUGUACGUAAAAAAAAAAACUGCAUGCCCUGGUGGUCCAGUGGUGCUCUAUAUAGCCUGCAGCUUCUCUGGCUGCAGGAGGUCUUCAUUCCUCCCGAGCUGAGCGCCAAUGCAUCGCUCCACACAGCAUGCUCGCGGGAGGAGCGACCUGCCUCUGGGUCCUCCCGCCCUCUCUCUCCCCUCUCUGGAAGGGCCUUUGGGCCAGUGAGGGAGCUCUUUGAAAUCCCCACCGGCCAGAGAGGACCCACGGCAAGUGAGCUGGGCCGGCAGGAGAGAUCAACUGCCCUGCAUCCAUAUGCUAAAAGAUGGCCCCGGGUGGCAAUUGCCCGCCCCUAGUGUGGGGAGAAAGGAAUGUAUGGCUACAAGUAUUAGGCUUGGUCUAAAGUGGUACACUUUUGGGAACAAAUCCGAGGUAUUUUGAAGAAACUUCUAGAUGUGUGGUCCUUUUUUAUUAUCUAAUUCUCUCCCUCUCCCAAUCAGAAAUUAUUCAAUAAAAUUACUCUUGCACACCCCAAGGUUUAGUUUGAAAAAGCCACAGCAUGUAAUGAGCAAAUGAAAAGCGCAAUGGACCUGCGCCCUAAGCACCAAGUUGCAGAAAAUAACUUAUCAAUUGACGCACCCCAAAUGUCUUAUUCAAUGUACAUGUCAUGCAUGUUUGUGAAUAAAAAUUGCUUAAUAAUAAAAUUUUUUAAAAAUUACUCUUGCAGAUAAAGGAGCUUUGGCUCAAGGCUGGUUGGAGGAUACUGUACCUCUAGAAGAUAUAGUCCUUCUAAAGAUGAAAGAUAAUUACGUCAUGGAUAACUUAGCGACUCUGAGAUUAGUACCAAUUAGAUGGCUUUUGAAGAGUCUUACAUCGACCCUCUUAACGGCUUUAGAGAAGGAGUAGGCAAUUUUUGACACUCCGAAUGUUGUAGACUACAUCUCCCAUGAUGCUCUUACAGCCACAAUGCUAGCAAAGCAUCAAGGGAGAUGUAGUCCACAAAAUCUGGAGUUACAAAGAUUGUCUACCCAUGCUUUAGAGGCUCUCUCUAGUUAAAGGACCACUAUAGUGCCAGGAAAACAUACUCGUUUUCCUGGCACUAUAGUGCCCUGAGGGUGCCCCCACCCGCCCGGCUCUGGAAAGGGGAAAAGGAGUUAAACUUACCUUUUUCCAGCGCUGGGCGGGGAGCUCUCCUCCUCCGAUCCUCCUCCGUUCCUCCUCCUGGGCUGAAUGCGCACACGCGGCAAGAGCUGCGCGCGCAUUCAGCCGGUCACAUAGGAAAGCAUUCAUAAUGCUUUCCUAUGGACGCUGGCGUGCUCUCACUGUGAAAAUCACAGUGAGAAGCACGCAAUCGCCUCUAGUGGCUGUCAAUGAGACAGCCACUAGAGGAUUAGGGGGAAGGCUUAGCCCAUUGAUAAACAUAGCAGUUUCUCUGAAACUGCUAUGUUUAUGAAAAAAUGGGUUAACCCUAGCUGGACCUGGAACCCAGACCACUUCAUUAAGCUGAAGUGGUCUGGGUGCCUAGAGUGGUCCUUUAACCACCUUUUGAGGAAAUAACCUCUGUGACAAACCCAUCCCUAACCAGGGUUUCUCAGGGGGAACCCCUCAUUGAUCCAGAUGAAAUACACCAUCUGCAUUUUGCAGAGUGGUCACCAUGAGAGCAUUCUCAUCACACAAGAUGCAAUUAGCUCAUGGCAAAAUAUCACAUUCUUGAUAUUAAAGCUAGAGAGGGGCUAGAAUUUUCAAAGAACCAGGCCUCUGAAGAAAGUAUGGUUUUCAGGUAUUCAUUUGUAAAAGACCUAGAACUUUACUGCCUUUGACAAAGUACAGAGUAAUAUGCAAAAAUAGUUUUUGCCCAAGCAUUUUGAAAGGGCUGGAAAAGCAAGGAGCAGUCGGUCCGGUUGCAGUACAUAAAGCUUGAGACAUAAUUAAGACUCCUUCCCUGCACAAAGGUUAACCUUGCUCUUUUCCCAAUCCAGCGUUAUAUCCCUUGUUUGUUCCCAACAGGUCAGCGACCCCAUUGCCGAGGAGAUUUUAUAUCUCACAAACAAUGAAGCGAUUUAGCGAUUUGGCAUAAUCAAGUGUUAUUUUUUUUUCCUGAUUCCCAAGAAGGGAGGCUGAGAUAGUUAGCUGAUCAAUCUCAUCACAUAUUCAGAUGACAUUCUGAUUAAGUCCCAAAGUGUUUAGCUUUUUCAAAUCCAAUUCUCCUGAACCCUGCAUCUGUUACAGAACCUGGGUUUCCUCAUAAAUUGGGAGAAGUAGAUCAGGCUCUCAUUAAGUCUCAUCUCAUCACAGACCGUGCACUUACCUUCAAGCAAACCAAAAUCUAUCAAAAAGGAGAUUAGACACGUACUGUCCCAUGAUCAUCUCACUCUCAAACACCAAGCCCAAAUUAUCGAAUUACUGGAAGCUAUCAUCCAUGCCAUUUUCCUGGUCCCAUCCAAUAUUGAGCUUUUCAGCUCCUGAAAAGACAAAUCAUACUAAAAAGAUGUCCUUUUUUAUGAAGAACAAUUCACGUUAGAUGUGGAACCUAAGGAUAAGCUACACUCGUUGCUCCAUCACAUGGCAGAUAAACAACACAGUUAUAUUCAGAGUGGUUUCAGACCUGGUCAAAGAGUCAGACGAGAGCACUUACAGUUGGGGAGUGCAAUGCAGGAACAUUUCUACAGGCGGAGGGUGGUUCGACAAGGAGUAAUCUUUUCACAUCAAUUGACUAGAACCAUUAGCCAGGUCCUUUGCCAUUUGCAGUCUUUCCCUCAAGGGAUCACAAUGUUUCAUAUUGUUGAAGAUGGAGAAUGUCUCUGCAAUCCAAGGUUUUCAUAAAUCUAGUUCUAGAUAAUUUGCACUACUGCCUUCAAAACAGCAAUUCAAUCAUAGUGGAACAUGUACCAGGACUGUCCAACACAACAGAAGAUUAGAAUCCCAAACACCUCAGGGACUCCGGAGAUUGGUGGCUUAAAGGCUCAGUAUUUUUUUAAGAUCGUCAAUCUUUGGGGCCUUUGCAUCUCCUUUAAGUGCAUGGUUCCCCAGAUUUUUUUAGAUGGAGAUCUAGAAAUCUUAGCAGUAAAGACUGUUUUACAAGAUGGUUUUUGAACAGACAGUAUGCAUUUCUGUCAUUUGUUCUACUAUCACAUAACUCAACUAAGUUGUCAUAGCUUAGCUCUUGUAUUAAAGAUCCCCUUUUGCCUGUUUCAGUUGUGGUUUACUCUUUUUUAAAUGUUUUUCCUUGAUUGCUUCCAUCCUUCGACACUCUCCUCUUGGAUCUGGAAAGGGACCUUCAUGUAUUGAUCUGUCAUGGCCUCCUAGGAUUGCUGGUUUGGUUGAUUUAAGGGAACUCUGGACAACUUUUUAGCUUCUUGCAGUCACAUUGCCACUAGGAAUAAGACGAUAUUUCACUGCUUGGAAUGUAUGGACUUGUUUGUGUGGACAGUUAUCAUUUAUUGGUUCUUUUAGAUUAGAUUUUUUAUUUUUAUCUCAAUUUUUGAUUCAGGUUGUGCCUUAUAACCAACAUAGGAAUGCAAUUUCAGCCAGACAUAAGUGUUUGUACCCAGUUGGAUGUCAUCCUUUUGUCUGUCUUCUGCUUAAAGGUAUUUCUUUUUUUAGGCAUCCUAGACAUAAAUACAUGGCCUUGUGUGAUGUCAAUCUUGUCCACUGUCACCUAAGUAUUGAUCAGAUUAUGCCAAACUUUGAAACAACUUUAAGUCAAACUGGUUAUGCUUUUUUGCUUAAUUACCAGCAAGAAAUUGUCAGAUUGUUCAUGCAAUGGACAAUGAUGCUCGCUCAUUUUCCCCAGAAGGUAUUUGGAAUAGUGCGCAUGUAACUUUUAAAAUAUAUAUAGAUCCAAUAUAGAAUGGCUGCUCACCGAUCUUUUAAAAUGUAGAUUCUUUAUUAGAUAAAGUUUAAAAUAAUGACCAACAUUUCAGUCCCAGCUUGGGACCUCCCUCAGGGUCAAAUAACAGGACAACCAUGGGUUGGUUGUCGUGUUAUUUGAAUCAGACAUAUCGGUGCUUUAGCUCUCUUCCAUCAUCUAGCUGAUUCUGCCCAACUAGGGUUUCUCUUGCUCGUUGCUGCCUGCCAUAUUUGACAGAUAUAGCCUUGUCCACUGUUCUAGAAGCAUGUUUAGAUUUGGCUACAGCCUUACUUACACCAGUAAGUUUAGGCUUGGGGUAAAUAGGAGGGACAACCACAUGGGUGGCAGGCUAGGUGUGCCUAGAAUAGAACAUGUAUAAUAAAAUCAGAAAUGAAGGUGGGCGUGGCAUCCAUGGCAGAGGGCCUGUGUUUUCUGCUUGUGGCCGAAUGUUUGGCAAAUACAAGGAAUACCCACCUGUUGUUGUAUAUACUUAAAGGACCACUAUAGGCACCCAGACCACUUCAGCUUAAUGAGGUGGUCUGGGUGCCUGGUCCAGCUAGGUUUAAUCCUUUUUUUCUAUAAACAUAUCAGUUCUAUAAAUGGGUUAAUCCAGCCUCUAGUGGCUGUCUCAUUGACAGCCGCUAGAGGGCUUCCACGCUUCUCACUGUGAUUUUCACAGUGAGAAGACGCAAGCGUCCAUAGGAAAGCAUUGUGAAUGCUUUCCUAUGGACUUGCUGAAUGCGCGCGUGGCUCCUGCCGCGCAUGCGCAUUCAGCCGGAGAGCAGGUAUUCACACAGUAUUAAGGGUCCUAAAUACUUUUAGCAAUGAAAGAGGAGGAGGAUGGACUAUAUCAGACAUUUAUACCCUUUCGUCUUAUGUGAUUUGUUGUUAUAUUACUAUGCUACCUGGUGUUUUAACUAUUUCAUGUUCUUUUUCUACAUCCUGUUUUAGGGAAAUGAAGAGAAAAGUCUUUGAUAAUUUCACAGUGUACUUUAUUAAGCCUAUAGAAAUGAGAAAAUACCAGUUAGCAAUCUCUUGAGGUAUACUUCAUACCAUUCAUGAGAAAAAGCAACAAAAUACCUUUGUAAAGUUAAACAAGCUUUAACUCCUUCAGAUAAUUAGGAUGGGUCAUUACAUUACUUGACUUUAACACCGUUGGAGAUUAUGAUGACUUGUAGCUGAGAUGACACAAUAAAUGUCCUUUUAUUGGAAUUUAUAUAGUUCAAUUAAUCUUCAUUUCUCAUCAUACUGCACUUAAACACCCAUUAGAAGCAUCCACAACUACACUAAUAUACACCUUGACUCUGUGUCUCCCCGUAUAUACCCAUUGUUUUUAUUUUAUUUUAUUUUUUUUUAAACUCUUGUCAUAUAGGUGAUGUGAUUUACCAUAUUGUCACAUUGUAUGCUAUAUUAUUGAGGAACAAAAUCUGUACAUAUUUGAUACAUUCUGUAUAGCUCAAGAUUUUUGUAAUUGUGUUUUUCUAAUUACACCAUGUACUUUUUUUAUAAAAUAUUAUUCUAUAAAAUAAUAAACAAACUGUAAAUGCUUUUUUUUUUUUUUUUUAAAGUAUGGUUUUGAAAAGAUAAAUACUAUUAAUGAUUAUUGAUUAGAUUCUCUGCCUGCUAAUGAUCAUAUGAUUUUAUUUGUUGUUAGUUGGUUUCCAGUCUAUGUAUUGAAACAUUAAUUGGUCUCUUUAUUUCCUGUAGACCGAACAAUGACCUGUAGGGGAUCAGAAGAACUGCACACUCCUGCUCCUGCCCCAUAUAAGGAUACAGUUCUUGAACCUGUUAAAGAAUCCAUGUACAUAAAACAGAGUGACUCAAAAAGCAAGCAGGUCAGAAAUGUGGCAGAGGAAUCUACUUUAUCUGAAGAAAGAUAUCUUACAGACACCAACGUUUAUACUGACACAGAAUAUUCACUCGUGAAUUAUAGAACUGUUUAUAUUAAAGAGGAAUCAGACUCUAAUGAAGACCUAGAUCUCAAUGAAAUGAACUUCACUAAUCCCAUAGGACAUACACAGACACACUAUACAUCUUGCCCCAACAAAUAUAUACCCACAGAACAUACAACUCUACAUACUACGCAGAAACUGUCGCAUGAAGACGGUCUCACAGAUGUUCAUAUAUACACACCAAGAGAAAAUACACAGACAAACUAUGUGUCUUCUCAUGUUAAUUUAACCUUCACUAAAGAAGAACAUUUUGAAAACCACAUUUGCACACAAACAGAGUGUAUAAAUACUGAUGAUUAUUAUUACACAGAACAAGUCAAAGGAAACUGCAUUACACAAAAUGCCAGCAAGCAUUUCUCGGAAAUCAAAUGCAAUGAAUGUGGCAAAAUAUUUACUACAGUGUCUGCUUUUUUAUCUCACCAGCAAACACACACUACUCAGAGGAUGUACAAUUGCUCUGAGUGUCAUCAAUAUUUUAUUAGCAAGUCAGAUCUUGCUAAACAUCGGCUAGUUCAUAAAGAAAAAAAACUUACCUGUUCAGUUUGUGGGAAGCACUUUUCUUACAAAUCUUAUCUUGUUAUCCAUCAGCGUAUCCACACAGGAGAAAAGCCUUUCUCCUGCUCGGUGUGUGGGAAGUGUUUUACAUGUAGCUCCCAUCUUGUUACCCAUCAGAGGAUUCACACAGGAGAAAAACCAUUUUCUUGCCCCAUAUGUGGGAAGUGUUUUAGCCGUAGAUCAGACCUUGUUAAGCAUAACCGAAUACAUACUGGAGAAAAACCAUUUUCGUGUUCUGAAUGUGGGAAAUGUUUUACUCGGAGCUCCCAUCUUAUUUCACAUCUCAGGAUUCACAAUGUGCAGUAA